Pelobates cultripes (western spadefoot toad) is the source of this 84178-nucleotide messenger RNA. The record is from the annotation of a GenBank genome assembly. NCBI's taxonomy places the organism in Eukaryota, Metazoa, Chordata, Amphibia, Anura, Pelobatidae.
CACAAUUAAUGACACAGCUAGAUUCUGAACCUAUAAAAGAAGACAAUGUAUAUGGAGAGAAUCAUUGUGUCUCUGGAGUUUAUAUUGUCAAUCCCGCUGUGCAUCUGACGGCAGAACAAACACUACUAAUAGUAAGUAUUCUUUUAAAACCCUUUAACAAAUUAAAGCUCUUCUAAUGAUAUUGUUUAUUACUGUUUUUAUUUAUUUAUUUUUUGCUGUUAUAAAUACAUUGCCUUUUAGACGCAUUUAAAAAAAUAUAUUUUAUUUAAAAUUAAAUUUAAUCGUGGCUAGAAUUUGAAAAAUAAAUAUUUAAAAAUAUUUGAACCGGUUCAUAUGACACACAGAGGUUAGUAUUCAAUAUUUGACAUUUUCCAUAGGCUAUUUCUUAUCUAUGUACAUAUUUAUUAUUAGUAAAAACAAGGAAAAGUGGCUCUACCUGUAAGUAUUGUUAACUGAUAGCUGUUAAUAUAAAAGUUUUUUAGUAUUAUUUAAUUUUUUAGUUCUGUAGAAUGGAGUAAGAAGUGCUUUUGUAGUAGUUCCCAAAAUAAAUCUAUUUGUUACAACAAAAAGGCUUCUCUAUUACAAUGCUCUAUCUAUAAUAUUGAGUCCAGCAUUAAAAAGAAUUGAGGAAGCUAUGUAAAAUUGAUUUGUGAUUUUUAUUUAAAACCAUAUACUAUAUAAAUGUUAUUUAACCCUUUAAGUGCCUGAACCUAUAUUAUCUCAUUAGAAAGCACUCAAAGGGCUACUGUUUGAGUAUUGGUGAAUAUACCUAGUUUACGUUCUGUAUUAAUGCGUAUUAUAUUACCCAUAUUGAUAAGUACAUUGUACUAAGGUGAUAAUACAUUUCCCAUGCUACUGAGUAUUUCAAAGUUCACAAUUCACAUGCCUGACUCAUUCAAUCCUGUGUAUUCAGAUAUCAACGUGAUUAACAACUGUUUGCUCAACAUUGCUAACAUUUCCCUAUUUAAUAUGUUCACAAUGACCCUGUUAAAAGGACAUUUAAUAAAAAACACAAGUAUACCACCAUUUUAUUAAUCUAAAAAUUACUUUUCACUAAAGUGCAAAUGAUUAAAAUUGUUGUCGGCUCUUAGAGCAUAAUUAAAAACAUAUCUGAAGAAUUCUACCAAUGUCGCUAUUCUGGCAUACAAUUUUAAAUUUACUUUGCAUUUACUUGGGAUUUCUGACAAUUUACACUCAAUAAAUAACAAUAACUUUGUUAGUUUAAAUGGUACAUAAUUAACCCUAACUAUUGUAUAAUAUGCUAGGAAAAUAAUGACUGUAAAUGAGCCCUAAAAGAAGAAAUAACCAAAAAGAACACUGACAAUCGGGUCUAACGGAUGAUCUGUGUCCCAUCUGUGUGCUGGUAUUAAGAACUUUUUACAUAUGUUAUAUAUUCCUAUUAACAUAACAGGUGAUAAUACACCACCUGUUUAGUUAACUCGGGGAUGGAAAUCAGCUAUUUACAUGAAUUUCUAAAAGUUAUCUUUGCCGGAUGACUGCCAACUGUCUCAGAUCUGCUGGACCAGUCCCAAUUUCGGAACACUGUCCAGGUUUUUAUUUUAUUUUUUUAAACUUUUUGUGAAACCAUAAAAAAGUCCCCAGAAAAUACAGCACAAGCUCAACAUUAGUUACACUCAUGGUUGGCUCAGGCUGUUCUGCGGUAUUUCUUCCCUUAAAUGAGAGCAAUUUGAGAGAGUACUUUGCAUGAGUAGCCCUGGCAGGCUUACAAAACUGCAUGUCAACAAUGUAUGAAUUCAUGUCCGUCAAGAUAACAUGUCUCCUGUCUUGCUGCCGCACAUCACUAGUUAUAGUUGCUGCAUUAAUCGCAUCCCUCCUCGCUAGCCCUAUGACGUACUAUCCCUCCCUGUGCUAAGGAGCACUAAAUAUAUAUUUUUUGUGCCUGUACAUUUGCAAGCUGUUUGGAUUGAACACUGAAAAUGUGCAUCACUACCAUAUGGUGCUCUGUUAUAUUUGUCUUGUACGUAGCACUGUGCACAUGACAUUUCACAUAGACUAAAAUAAGAAGUGGUUGUGGUCCUGGUAUUGUAACUUGUAGCACUAUCUCCCCUAAAAUAUGUCCUUGCAUUGUGCACGUGUUUUACUGUAAAAACGAAUUAAAAAGUCAUCAUUUGGCGUCUGCAAAUAUAUUGUUUGCAUACAGGUCAGACAAUCAUUUGUUUAGAGUCAGCCAGUUCAAACACCAGUUCAUCCCAGCUGAAUCUAAAACGUACACAUGUUGCCACUAUAAAAAAACAUAUUGUUAAUACUAAAAUGAAAGUUUUUAAAAUGACAUUCUCAUAUGUCAACACAUUAAGUAUUCAUACUGGCGAAUUGUCAAAUUUUUUAUAUGACUUUACAAAUAUGUAUUUAUUCUACAGCACUUUACAUCCAUAAGGAAUGUUAUAAUACAGUAAUUAAAAAAAAUAUGUGUAUUGAAAAUGUUUUAGUAUACAUUGAGUACAUUUUGUUAUAUGUCCUCGCGUGUAUUUUAUAUGUCUUGUUUCUUGUUUUGUUUAUUCUUAUAGAAAUGGUUAGUGUUGUAAGCGCUCAACUGUGAGGGUUUCAUGCUAAGCACAAAUAAUUUAUACUGGGUGCUAAAUGGCACAAUCCUACCACCUAAUUAAGAUAAUAAGUAAACCAUAGCACACAAUAUUCAUUGUAAAACAUUUAAGAAAAAUCAACAUUAAUAAAGCUCAUUGUAUGAGUAUAAUAUCGCCUCUGUGUAUAAUAACAUAUCCAAAUUUAUACAAUAUGAAUACUGUGACAGACCACCCUGUCACUGGAAUACUUUGUUCUCUUUUAUUCCCUGUUUUGUUUGGUUAAAAAUACUUUUUCCCUGUUUUGUUUGGUAACUGAACAAAACCACGAAAUACCCAGACCACCGGUAUGCUUAUUAACCUCAUUCACCCCUGUUAACACUUCAAUAAUGAUUCACACCUCACUGUUCAAAACUGUCGGCUGGGUGGCCUACGUUCGUAUAUGGACGAAUACAUGGUGGCAGCCAUCUUGUUUAUGCGAACGCAGGCAGCGGUGUUUGGUCGUCAAGUGUAAGGAACUAAAAUCAGAAACUAGUCCUCGUGAACACCGCUGAACUUCCAUUCCCGCCUGCGUUUGUUUCUCCUGGAACACUGUUCGGUGGAAUUAUCCCCACGAAUGAGGUGAACACCAUCUGCAUACCGGCUCAAGCCGGUCAGUAGUUUAUUUGUUUUGUACUCCCGAAAGAGACUGACUGGUACCGUUGAUUCUAUGGAACUAUUUUGGGCAGGAGCCUCGUGACAAAACUUUGCCCUGGUGGCAUUUCGGCUGUAUUCGCUUGAUCUGAGUGCUUCUCGGUUAUGUUGUGCCCUCCGAUCCAGGCAAUCCGGGGAUAUAAGACUUGAGGAGGUACAUGGUUGUUUUAUGUAUGUUUUGGGGUGUCAUAUAAAUUGUAGAUUUGUACCUGAGAGAUAAUUUAAUUAUAUGUUUUUCCCUGUGGUAAUGAUCUCUCAGGUACAGAGGACCAUGGGAAGGAUUACCCUGUAGUGUUGUGUUGGAAACCCCAUAAAUGAGCUUUUGCAUAAAAGGUUGUGUGUGGCCCUGAAUAAAACAGUUAACUCCCAGCAUUCAGUCUCGACUAAUGUCUGUAGGGGAAAGCUAUACCUGCUUUAGAUUAUUACUACUUGGGGAAUUCUACUUUUUAUUGCUACUAUUAUUGGAAUUGCUGCAGCAGAGUUCUGGAAGGAGGGAAAAAAGACAUCUUUGGCAGCGAAACCCAUGUUCCUAUCCGGGUGGCCACCACAAAUACAUAUGCAAACAAGAUCAAAUAUGUAUAUGCCAUAAACACAAAUGUUAUCUCAAGUUCACUGAAAAAGAGAGUGGAGACCACAACCCCAACCCCAACAUUUCAGCCUGAUCUUGAGAAAGGCAUUGGAGCGCACUUGUGAAUCUGUUCAGGGUUUUGAUACCAUCUGGAGAUAGGCCUAAAGUUUGUUUUCUGGAUUUUAGACUUAUGAGCCAGAAUGAACAUUGUCUCCCAGAAACAAUGCAGAGAAGUAGACCCUUGGACAGAGACACACACAAUUAAAACUUCUGAUUUGUCCAGGUUUAACUGGAAAUUGAGAUUGCACAAAACUCUGAGAAUGCAUCUUACAUAUUAGGUAGUGAUAUCUGAGGUUGGUCAAAGGCAAAUAAUAAAUUGUUGGCAUAUGUGAAGCACAUCAAACACCCUGGUUUUGUCAUCCUUUGCCUCUCUACCCAGGAGAAAGCCUGUUUGAUCCAAGCUAGUACCUUGCAAAAAAAAUGAGAUCCACGUUGAGUAAAGAGUCAAUAACUUUGGCACUGCUCAGGAUCCUUCCCUUCCUUGGGGAUUAUGGCUAUAGUAGUCAUGAGGGAGGCUCUAUGAAAACCUACCCCUGGAGGAUAGAGUUAAAGCUCAGGAGCAUACGUGGGUAAAGUACUUCCCCAUCUGGGUGUAGUGUCUCACCCCUGGUCUUCCUGUAGACUUUGUGUACACGACACAGUUGUUGUUUCUUUCUGAGCAUUCUCGCAAGGAGGCACCAUAUUUGGUGGAAUACACGUAAAAUAAACAACUAGACUUUCAUAAAACCAGCAAGUGUUUCUGCACCAAAUGUUUGUUCAAAAGCCUGCGCAUGUUCAGGAGGGCUCUAUGAUCCUCCUCUGAUGAGGAGGCCUUAUGUAUCUUCUCCAAAGAGUAUAUCUGAGCUUAUAACUCCACUACUUGUUACGUCUCCUUUUUUUUUCAAAAAGGUGCAUGUCUUAAUACAGUGAACUCUGAUGGUACACCUAUGGACCUUCCACAGAGUUAACAAUGAUAUUUCUCUUACAUUGUUUUCUGAAAAAUAUUGGGAGAUGGCUUCCCUAACACUACAAGCGACUUCUGGAUCAUACAAAACAGAGUCAUUUAGCCUCCAAUGUCUCUUGAAAAGACAAGGCAAGGGAUAUGUAAGGCUGGCAGAUACCUAUAAAUUGUCAGACCACAUUGCAGAUUAACUUUGUCAAUGGCUCCUGGGCCAUCAAAACAAAUUGUACAAAGAGGAGUAAUGUGUGUAAUCCCUGCCCUCCAGGUAUGACAUCCUCUAGCAGUCAGCCAGUCAAGCACCCCACAAAGAGCGGCGAAUCUUGCGCAGACGAUGUGUCAAGUAGCUACAUAGCCUUCUGGAGGUAUAAAGCUUGGCUUCAAGUAUUAAGGCCCCCCAACAAAAAACAUCUCCUCUUGUAAGCUAUCCAAUUUUGAUAAAACAGUUCCAAGGAACCUGUCCGUGCCUGAAUUGGGGGAGUAUAUAAAGGUGAAAGUAUUUGCAUGUAAGGCCAGGAUGCCAUGAACAAAAAUGAAUCUUUCGCCUUAAUCCACUAUUGAAGUAGUGUAACCAAACAGAGUAUAUUUAGAAAAUAAUAUUGCUACCCUACUUGUUUUAGCUAGAGGAUUGUUUGCAUAAUACAUGCAGGAUAGUAUGAGUCCCCAAGCUUAGGAGCAAACGGCUGCACAAAAAUGUGUUGAGAAGGUUAUUUUUAAUCAAAAAGGAUCCGAUUCAUUCUGUUAGUUUUUAUGUAAACUUUGGAGCUUACCUGAGUAGUACGUUUCUGGCAAAGAAGUGGGUGUUAAACAAACAUGCAAUAAUAAUGCACUGUAAAAUGAUAUGUGUAAUGAAAUACUAUUACAUCAAAUACUCCUACAUAAUUCAACUAACAUGAGCUCUUAAAAUGAAAACAAGGUAGGACAUUAUCUAUUACCUAAUAUACACAGAAAGUGAAAGUCAAACAUAAUAUCAUAUUGCACUUUGCAAGAUAAUGACACUGAAAUGAGAAAAGGAAAGCUUAACGGACCACUAUAGGCACCCAGACCACUUCAGCUUAAUGAAGUGGUCUGGGUGCCAGCUCCAGCUAGGGUUAACCCUUUUUUUCUAUAAACAUAGCAGUUUCAGAGAAACUGCUAUGUUUAUAUUAGGGUUAAUCCAGUCUCUAGUGGUUGUCUCAUUGACAGCCGCUAGAGGCGCUUCUCACUGUGAUUUUCACAGUGAGAAGACGCCAGCGUCCAUAGGAAAGCAUUGAGAAUGCUUUCCUAUGAGACUGGGUGAAUGCGCGCACGGCUCUUGCCACACAUGCGCAUUCAGCCGAUGACGGGGAAAGGAGGAGAGUCCCCAGCGCCGAGGGAGCCCGGCACUGGAGAAAAGUAAGAUUUUAACCCCUUCCUCUACAGCCAGCCUGGCGGGAGUGUGACCCUGAGGGUGGGGGCACCCUCAGGGCACUAUAGUGCCAGGAAAACAAGUAUGUUUUCCUGGCACUAUAGUGGUCCUUUAACAAUCUACUAAAAAUGCUUGUUUCAAUAAUAGUACUAUUAAUCUAUUUAUCUGUUUGACUGUCUCCCUACUUAUCUCGGUUGACAAAAAGUAUCUUGGUUAACAAUACGUUGGGUUCUUAGAGCUGCCAUUCCCCAGAUUACAAACUUUCCUUACAGUAGUUUUAUUCAGCUCAAUUUACUAAGCAGAGUAAAGGGCCACCAUGGAGCACUCCGCAUCUCCUCUCUCACAGAAGCUGUCUUCAUUGAGCUAAGCCUGGCCUAGAAGGCUUACCUAAGGAGAACCAAUGGAGGCUCCUAAGCAGGAGCGUUCGACUCACAUUUCAGCAGAGAGGUGGUGUGAAGUGCUGCCCAGCAGAAACAUCGAAUGUAAUGGCAGAUAAGAACCAUUCGGUUCUCUGUAAUGUCAAUGUUUUACAUUGCAAAACUAAGUGCAAAAGGGACAAUGCGCUGAAGUGGUCUGGGUGCCUACAGUGUUCCUUAAAUCUUGACCACUUCAGUUGGAAGGCUAUUCCAUGCGUCUCUGUAAAGUAAUACUUGCUCCUCUAACUCAAGACUAUGUCCUUUUGUUGUGGUAGUUUUUCUUCUUUUAAGUAUAGUCUCCUCCUUUACCGUGUUAAUUCCCUUUAUGUAUUUAAAUGUUUCUGUCAUAUCCCCCCUGUCUCGUUUUUCCUCCAAGCUAUACAUGUUAAGAUCCACUAACCUUUCCUGGUAAGUUUUACCCUCCAAUCCAUUAACCAGUUUUGUAGGCCUUUUCUGACCUCUUUCCAAAGUAUCAAUAUCCUACUGGAGAUGCAGUCUCCAGGCCAUAGAUAAAAAGUCAUACACUUACUAAAUAUGUUUGACUACUUACACUAGUUGGGUGGUACCAUAACUACUACAGCCCACUGUAGUCAUUAUGGUGCUUGGAGUGUUUCUUGAAUGCUGUAAUUAGAGAGAUCAGCUCCCUCACACCAAGAUCUAUUACAAAUAUUUAAAAAAUUAGAUUCCUUGGAAACCGGUAGGUGCUCAAAAUGGGCCCCAAACAUUUUUCCUUUCAGGAUGAGGCUAAUGAUAUAAUGUAAGAAGGCCAUUAGAUAUCUAGGCUCCUGGCCAUAAGUGAAUUGGGACUGAGCAGCCUCUGACCCUUUCUGCUGGGCCAAGAGAUUGACCAGCUCCAGGUUCCUUUAAAACUUUCAGGCCAGAUAGAGCCAUUUGAGGUCUGAGCCAUCUCUUAGCUCUAUUUAGAGAACGCCAGGACACACUGGGUAUCUCUUGACUCUCUUAUUCAAUUAUCCUCCAAAUAAAUGCCCAAAGGGCACAUCAUUCUUCAACCAACAGCUGCAUACUAAAUAACAUCUUUCAAACAGAAGAAUCUAUUGUUUAUCUCAAAGGCAGCAAUUUUGUGCCAGAAUAUUUGUACAUACAAAUGAAUGUACACAUUAGAAAAUAGCUUGAGGCUUGUACCUUUAACCUAAGUAAGUAAAACCUCCAAGUUCAGCUAACUGUAUUUUGCAAUACAAGACAAUAUUUCACAGGCAAUUAAUGUACCUGUAUAGCAUCAGCCAUACACACCAUCACCAGUAUUAUAUAAUAUUUACUGGUGUAGUAUAAUGUGCUACACCAAAAAUAUUCACAUCAUCAUUAAACAUUAUACAAACACACUAACAAAACGUUUAGACUUGGUAUUGCUUAAUUCUGCUAUUUAUAGAGGUUUCAAAACAAAAAGUCAGCUCACCUCCAAAACACAUGCUACAGCAAAACUGGGGAAACUAAAUCUGAACCACUGUACUGGCUAAACAUCGCAAAAUAUUUUAGAAACAGUAGAAUUACAUACAAACAUACAGCAUAGUGUACAGAACCAGAAACACACACAGAGCCUGUCUGUACUCGCUUCUAAAGCAGUUCAGAGAUUAAAGCGAUUUUUCCUCUCACUCCUUGCCUUAUAGGCGUGGAUAUAAGAAGGGUGUCUGUUUUUGGGUCACUGUAACCCCACCCCUACAUUGCCAGCAAAAGAAAACUUGCAACAGUCUGAAACGUGAGUGUGUACAUUCCUAAUGAAAACCAUGUGGAAAUUGUGGAAUAGAAUUAAACCAGAGCCUCAUGGCUAUGUUUUAGGGGGAGGAAAAGUCACCUACAGACAAAUUAUUAGAACCUGCAGUUACAUUGUGUUGCAAUAUUCCUCCUUGAAGUUCUAAGACUGUGCACUGGUUCCAGGGUUACACAGUCAGAUAUAAGACUAACUCCAUGAUGUGAUCUGGGUGUUUUGCAGCUCACAGAACAGAGUGGGACUAGAUUCAACUCCAGGUAGCCAACAUGAAGAAAUCUUUCAGGAGCCUGUUCAGCACCUCUGGGGAUAAAGAUAAUGCCACAUACCAAGGAAUGACCCUUCGAUCUGACAGCAGCCUCCUGCAGGAGGAAGACCCCCAGCAAAUAUUCAAGGUAAGUGACCUGUGGUGGCUAUCUAUGCACACUUGUCAGAUCUGUCCUGAUUGGGGGUGUUUGCACUAAAUUCUAAGUUGUGUUGAGUUGCUAAACUGACAGGGCUAUUCAAUAAAGUGGGAAUUCAAAUUCAAGGUCCUAAUGCCAAACUGGAAAUAUUAUAUAAGUCUGCUAUGCUUUCAUUUUGGCUUCUCUGGAUUUUAAUUUAAAAUUUACUUGGGAUUCUUGCUUUAGUGAACAACCCUGUAAAAAAAUAAGAUUAAAGGAGCGCUAUAGUGCCAGGAAAACAAACUCGUUUUCCUGGCACUGUAGGUUUGUUAGGUCACUCCUUCAGCCAAUUACCUUAACCCAGCGCCGGGCUCCCUCGGCGCUAAUGACCUCUCCUGCCUCUGCCAACGUCAGCUUCGAAUGCGCAUGUGUGGCCAGAGCUGUGCGUGCAUUCAAACCGCCCAUAGGAAAGCAUCACUCAAAGCUUUUUCUAUGGACAUCCAGCGUGUCCUCAAUGCGAUUUGCGGAAGCGCCUCUAGUGGCUGUCAGGGAGACAGCCACUAGAGGCUGGAUUAACCCUCAAUGUAAAGAUAGCCAAUGUAAAGAUAGAUGUUUACAGCUGCAGAGUUGAAACUAGAGGGACCUGGCACCCAGACCACUUCAUUGAGCUGAAGUGGUCCGGGUGCAUAUAGCGGUCCUGGUAAUUCACUACAGUGAGAAUUCAAAGUAAAUCUAAAAUUGAAAGUCUAAAUAGUCCAAAUGGAAAAAUAGUAAACUAUGCUCCCUUUGAAUACUCACUUUAGUUAAUUAUGCCUUAUUAAUACUGCAAAAACAAAAGCUGUCUUUUUCUGCAAAGUCUACUGUCCUUGAAUACUUGAUGUAGUCUUGUUUAACCCCUUCAGGACGGGUGACGGACGAGGUCCGUCACAGAGGGGAGACCCUUAACGACGGGUGACGGACGGACCUAUCGCGGCGAUUGCGGGGUUAAUGGUGCUCCCGGUAUGCCUCUGCAUUAGAGGCAUACCGGGAGCACCCGGUCAGGCUGCCCAGCACAUGUGUUGCGGUCAGAGCGAGCACAUGUGCUCUGUAUACUUACCUUCCGGCUCCCUGCACUUCCAGGUUCUGUGUGAAGUGCAGGGAGCCGGAUCAGUGCUGAUCCUGCCCCCUGCUGUUUAAAAAAAUAAAGUUUAUUUAAAGUCCCCCCCCCCCUUACCCAUUUUAAUAAAAAAUUAACCCCUUCCCUGCCAAUUGAUCACUGACUACAGUGAUCAAUUGGCAGGGAUUACAUUUUACUAUGAUCUGAUUUUUUUUUUAACCCUCAGGGGUUAAAUUAAAUUAAUUAAAUUAUUUUUUAAUUAUAUAUUUAGCUAGCUGGGGUAGGUGGAAGUUAGUGGGGAAUUGGGGGAUUUGGCGUUAGGCUAACUAGGGGUUAACGUUAAAAAAAGUUUUAAAAGAAACUUUAAAAAGUUAAAAAUUAAGCUUAAAAAUGUUUUAAUAACAUUUAAGUAAAAAAAACACACUUUACCUAGUCCAAAUAAAAAUUAACCCCUUCCCUGCCAGUCGAUCACUGCCUACAGCGAUCAAAUAGAGAUCACAGUAUUAUAUUGUGAUCUAAUUUUUUUUAACCCCUGAGGAUUAACUUUUAUUUAUUUUUUUAACCCUCAGGGGUUCAAUUUAUUUAAUUAAUUAAUUUAAAUAUUUUAUAACUAUAUAUUUUGCUAGCUGGGGUGGGUGGGAGUUAUGGGAAAAUGGGGAAUUUACUGUUAGUGCUGCGUACUGCUAGUUAGGGGUUAACGGUAAAAAAAAAAACUUAGAAAAAUGUUAAAUCUGUAAAAAAGUUUUAAGAAAGUUUAGGAAAGUUUAAAAAAAAUUUAUAAGCAAAACAAAAGUUUAAAAACUAGUUUUUAAAAGUAAAAAAGUUAUAAAAAGUAAAAAAAUACAUUUUAAAAAUGCUCAUUACCACUACACCUGGAACAAACUAGAGAAAAAAUUAUCCCACGCCAAGGUUCAAAAUAUGCCUUUUGAAUUACCCCAGGAUGUAUUUUUUAAUAAAUAGUAUGUGUUUGUGGGGAAGUUUCAAUAACCAACCGUCUAAACUACUCCAAAUUGGAACAUGGACACAGCGUAAAACUUCAAAGUUAGAAAAAAAAUGAAUGGCUGCGUCUCAAAUGUGCCCCUUCAACAUCCACAUAUACCUGGCAAAGGUACAUACGGGGGUAUUGCUGUACUCAGCCGACAUAGCUGAGCAACAUAUGAAGUAUUAUACAGUCAUAGCACACAUAAGGUUUACAAAAUAUGCUGCGCAAACUCACUUUGUAUGUCAAAAAGGCAGAAAAAAUGCUUAUUACCACUACACUUGGUACAAGCUAGCGGAAAAAUGAUCCCACGCUAAGGUUCAAAAUAUACCUUUUGAAAUACCCUGGGAUGUCUUCUUUAAGAAAUGGUAUGGCUUUAUGGGGAAUUUGGAUUAUAUAGCCUGGUAAAAUACUCUAAAAUGGGACAUAGGCACAGCAUAAAAAUUCAAAGUUUGAAAAAACUGGAAUGGCUGUGUCCCAAAUGUGCCCCUCCGAUGUCCACACAUACCUGGCAAAGGUACAUACGGGGGUAUUGCUGUACUCAGCCGACAUAGCUGAGCAACAUAUGACGUAUUAUACAGUCAUAGUACACAUAAGGUUUGCAAAAUAUGCUGCGCAAACUCACUUUGUAUGUCAAAAAGGCAGAAAAAAUACUUAUUACCACUACACUUGGUACAAGCUAGCGGAAAAAUGAUCCCACGCUAAGGUUCAAACUAUACCUUUUGAAACACCCUGGGGUGUCUACUUUAAGAAAUGGUAGGCCUUUGUGGGGUAGUUUGAAUUUAAAACCUGCGAAGAUGCUUGGAAAUUGCACAUAGGCCCAGCGUCAAAAUUCAAAGUUUGGUAAAAACGGAUAUGGCUUGGUCUCCUAUAUGGCACUGUAGCUUCACAAAAUAGUGCCAAAGACAUUCAUUGGGGGUGUAUUUUUACUCAAAAGACUUAGCUGAGCAUAAUAAUUUGGGAGGUUUGAACUUAGUGGCACAUAUGAAAUAUACAAAACGCCCAGCAAAAAUGCAAUCCGUAUGUAAAAAAUGCACAAAAUAAUUUUUUACCACAUACUUUGGCAUAUAUUGGUGAAAAAAUGGGGGUAUGUUAAGGCACAAUAUGCACCUUAUAAGAUACCCUGGAGUGUCUCCUUUUACAAAUGGUAGGCCUUUGUGGGGGUUUUUUGAACAGUCAAACUGUUAUAAUACCCCAAAUGGAAGCUAAGGCUCAUUAAAUCCAUCUCUCAAAAUUCUACUGUGAAUACUGUAAAGGACAGGUCUCCUAUAUGGCACUGUAGCUUCACGAAAUAGUGCCAAAGACAUUCAUAUGGGGUGUCAUUUUACUCAGAAGACUUAGCUGAGCAUAAUUUGGGGGGUUUGAACUUAGUGGCACAUAUGAAAUAUACAAAACGCCCAGCAAAAAUGCAAUCCGUAUGUAAAAAAUGCACAAAAUUAUUUUUUACCACAUACUUUGGCAUAUAUUGGUGAAAAAAUGGGGGCAUGUUAAGGCACAAUAUGCACCUUAUAAGAUACCCUGGAGUGUCUACUUUUACAAAUGGUAGGCCUUUGUGGGGUUUUUUGAACAGUCAAACUGUUAUAAUACCCCAAAUGGAAGCUAAGGCUCAUUAAAUCCAUCUCUCAAAAUUCUACUGUGAAUACUGAAAAGGACAGGUAUCCUAUAUGGCACUGUAGCUUCACGAAAUAGUGCCAAAGACAUUCAUAUGGGGUGUCAUUUUACUCAGAAGACUUAGCUGAGCAUAAUUUGGGGGGUUUGAACUUAGUGGCACAUAUGAAAUAUACAAAACGCCCAGCAAAAAUGCAAUCCGUAUGUAAAAAAUGCACAAAAUUAUUUUUUACCCUGGAGUGUCUACUUUUACAAAUGGUAGGCCUUUGUGGGGUUUUUUUGAACAGUCAAACUGUUAUAAUACCCCAAAUGGAAGCUAAGGCUCAUUAAAUCCAUCUCUCAAAAUUCUACUGUGAAUACCGAAAAGGACAGGUAUCCUGUAUGGCACUGUAACUUCACGAAAUAGUGCAAAAGACAUACAAUGGGGGUGUCAUUUUACUCAGCAGAUGUAACUGAACACAAAAUAAAACUUUGUACAGGAAUAGCACACACCAACAAAAUAUACACGAGAAUUUCUCUGUUAUAAGUUUGUGUGCCAAAAACCAAAAAGAACACAAUUUUACUCCAAUAUUUAGCAGAGGUUGGCGGUGAAAUGGCUACGUAGAAAGUGUCAAAACAACCUUAGGUAAAUAGCCCGUGAUGUCUACUUUAUAUAAAUAUAUACUUUUGUGUGGCAAUUUUGUUUUCUUUUAUGGCUAUUAAGCUUACAAGACAAACAUACCAAAUUCUAAAAUCGCUCCACAUUAAAAUUUUAUUUUACUCCUUGUGCUUUGUGACCUGUAACUACCAAAAAAAACUUAAAAUCCCAGACACAUUAUAUAUUCUGUAAAUCAGAACAAAUAAAUAAAUUUAUUUUUAAUUACUUUCCUUAACCUGCACUAAUUAUGCACACAUUAUUAUUGCAAAAACUGUAAAAAAAAACAAUAUUUUUCAUUUUUUUUGCAUUUUUCUGUAUUUUUUUUAUAAUAAGUAAGCAUUUAUAUAUAUAUAUAUGUUAUAUCAAAUUAAAGCCCUUUCUGUCCUUUAAAAAACAGUAUAUAAUAUGUGUCGGUGCAAUAAAUGAGAGAGAUGCAAAUUGCAGUUGAACGCAAACAGCAAGAAAAUGCAAAAAUUGCUUGUGUCAUUAAGCGUAGGUCAAGCUUCUGAAGCUGUGUCCUUAAGGGGUUAAUAUACUGUUUAGCAAAUAAAUGUUUUGUAUUAAUUUCAAUCUGUUUAACUCUUGUGACAUUGUAAACCUUUGAAACAGGCACCAAAUUCAAGACAAGUUUGUGGGUUUUUUUUUUUUUUUUUGCAGAAAAUAUGCAAAUAUUAUUUCUGAACAGCAAUUACAAACAGCUGUAGUGUUUGUUUAUUAUAAACUAAACACAAAAUUCAGUGUGACAGGAACAUACAAACUAAACAAGGUUCUUAUUUUUUUUAUUUACGUCAGUGGGUGCCAGGCAGCCAUUGUAUUUUAUAUAUAACAUGUCCAUAUUAUAUCAUGGCAGAGCAGACAGCGUCCGUUGGCCCUUGAGCUGUUAACAAAUUCUCUUACUUCAAUAGUUAUCUUAAUAUCCAUUUAUGAGAAAGUAUAGUAAGUAUUAAAACAAACUUAAUGGAAGAACUUGAGACACAAUUGUUUGGGUAUCUACCAGUGCACCAAGGGUUAAAUGAUAGAGGACGAGUAUAUUCACAGGGUGGCGGUGUUUAAAUCCGCCAAACAUGAAGCAAUAAUCAGGAAUGUACAGAGAUAGCCCUUUAACACCCGAUGGAUAAUAAUGGGAAAAAACUACCGUUGGGUUAAGACAUUUGUAUCUUAUUUUUUCACUUAGAUCCAUAGUAUAACAAAUUUCAUAAUAGCCAGAGCCAUAGUCAUAGGUUUAAUCAUAGACAAAGGCAAAUUAGAAGGUGGUUUCUGUUUUUAAAGGGAUAUUUCAGAAAUAGGAUUGGUUGAAAACAGAAACAAUCAUAGGGACUCUAUAUGCACCAAAUCAACAUUCACUUAAAUGGACACUCCAGGCACCAAAACAACUUCAUUUAAAGGUUGUUAUGGUGCCAGGAAGCCCCCGGGACAAGGCUCCUGAAUUCGAGAACAGUCAGCUGACACUCUCAGCCAAUCAGCCCCAUUCACUAAACUAGCUUAGAGAAGGUACAUUUGUUUCCAAGCCAGUUUAGUGAAUGGGGAGUCACUGAUUGGAGGCAAUUUUGGGGUUAAACCGUUCGAGAAAGGUUUGAGAUAAGAGUGCCUCUGUGGACCUCCUCACACCAUAACAACUUAAUUUAGAAGAAGUUGUUUUGGUGCCUGGCGUGUCCUUUUAAUGAAGCAGUUUUGGUGUAUAAAUCAUGUCCCUAUAGUCUCAAUAGUAAUUUUCUGCCAUUUAGGAGUUAAAACACUUUGUUAAUACAGCCCCAGCCAUACUUCCCUAUAUGUUACUUACACAGCCUUCCCAAACAUUUUUCUAAAGAAAGCUAUAAUGUCUAAAACUUCAUUAUUGCUCUGUUAAUAGCCUUCUAGACCCUGCAGGAACUUUCUGUGUGUGAUUAAAGUUCAAUUUACAGAGCAGGAAUAAAAAAAAAACUUAUAAAGCAAGUUUGAUUGAAAAUGAAUCAAUUUUUUCAUGCAGGCUGUGUGCGUCACAGCCAGGGGAGGAGUGGCAUUGGCUGCGUAAACAGAAACAAAAGUGAUUUAAAUUGAGCAGUGAGACUGCAGGGACACGAUCUAUGCACUAAAACUGCUUCAUUAAAGGGUUUCUCCAAACAUUUUUUUGUAUGAAAUAGAAAAAUGCCCUACCAGCGUUAUUCUAUAUGUCCCCCCAUAAUAAUUGUUCAAAGAAGAUUUAAUUACCGCAAUCCAACUUCAGUUGAAGCUCCCGGCGCUGCUUGGUGCACCACCAUGUAAUAUCACAGGAGCAACACCAAGGUCCAAUCAAAAUCUUCUCAUAAAAAAGCCUUUGAUUGGAGAAUUUAACAAGGGGAGGGCAGUGGAUCAAGAAAAUAUUGGAUUGGAUUGGGAAGAGAGAGAGGGGAUAAUAGCUUCUGCAAGGGGAAUAGAACGAUAUAAGCAUUGAAUGUAUUGAUAAAUAAGUAGUGUGGUAAAAUAGUUGGCAAUUUUUUUUACAUUAGGCAGCCCCAAACAGUGUUCUGGGCUACCUAAAAGAGUUUUGGCUUCUUAAGUCACGUGUGCUGGUUGUGCAACUUGCCCUGGCACAAAAUGUAAAUGAUCUCUGUUGAAACUCUGAACAUCCAAACUCCAAUCUGAAACACUGCACUUUCAACCUUCUACCACCAUGACCACUUCAAUAAGCAGAGGUGGUCACAGUAGUUGGAGUAAACCUUUAAGCUUAAGUUGAUGUGAUGCCCAUUACUGCAGAUGAAUACCUGCCGUGCCUAUAGUGUCCCUUUAAAAAAGACAACAUACCUUAACCUACCUGUGAGUUUUACUAAUAAUAGUAUUCAUGGGGAUUUUAAGGGUUGUGGUGUCAAGAGCCAUCAGUUUUUUUCUGGUCAGUUAGUUAGUAUUUCCAUGACUGUCCUAAUCAGAAAAUAAUAAAUAAAAAAAUAAAAAAUUUCAUUAAAUUCUUUAUUUUUGUAGAGCAUAAAGAUGAAUACAGACAAGCCUACAAUGCCCCAACAGCAAUAGCAGGCAUUUUAAAAUACACAUUUCGAAAUAACAGCACUAAUUUUAUGGUAGGCUAGGCACAUAUGUCUAAAACAUUGGCUUAAACCUAGCGGGUAGACACAGAGAUUGGUAUCAGAAAAGAAAUAGUAUAAUAAAAUAUGCUUAAUUACUCAGUGUAGCUAUGUUUGGUUAAUGUUGAGUGAAGAAGUGUGUACCAGCUCUAUCAUAGUUAAAGGGAGCUUAAAACCCAAAAUUAGUUGUGAGCUACGCUGCUGAAAUAACUAGAGAUAGGUAUUGCACCCAAAAGGUCCCUGAUGAGAUAGGAGAGGCCAGAGUAUCUGAGACCUGUCAGUCCCAAAGUUUAAAGGGAAACUUUAGUGCCAGGAAAACAAACUUGUUUUCCAUGCACUAUAGCUUCACCCUCCGUCGAGGCCCCCUCCCCCCACUGUCGUGCAGAAGGGGUUAAAAACCCCUUCUGUAGCUUACCUGGGUCCAGCGCUGAGGUCCCUGGCUCGGGUCCUCCUUCACUCUUCGCAUGCCGACAGCAUCAAUGGCCAUGCUCGCUUUAGGAUUAUCCCAUAUGAAAGCAUUAUUUAAUGCAUAGCAUGUGGACGUCCAGUGUCAUUUAGGCGACCAAAAGUCGCUUAAUCACCCGGAAGUGGUGGCUGUCUGGUUGAAGUAACGGGACCUGUUGUCUGAUUGAAAGCCAGAGGGGUGUAACAAGGAUAAUUUAUAAAAGUUUAAAUCGCUACUGAAAUCUGCACUUGAAAUAUGAAAAUACCAAUUAAAUAGUACACACGUUUCACACAUAAAGCUUUUCAACAAGCAAAAGCUUUAGGGGUCUGGAGUUUCCCUUUAAGAAACAUAAUAGUUGAUUUUGCAUGUUUUACUAAAAGUUGCAAUUUCAAGAGCUGUGUUGUGCCAUCUGGGUGCAUACCAUCUGGCCCUGGAGCUUUGUUUAGAUUAAUGAAAAGCAGUUUGUCAUAUUCCAUCCAAUCGCUUGUUUGCUUAUUCAAUUUUUAUAUCAGCGAAUUGCAUGUCUACCACUAUAGGUUAUCUUUGCUUUAUACAAAAAGGUAAGUCCUGCGCUCACUCCCAUCACUACUGGGCCGCAGCAAUGACUACAGAACACAUCAGCCCCAAUAUAUAGUAAAAACCAAAGAAAAGAAAAAGUUACUUGCGCAGGUAGUCAUUGCUGCCGGCCCAGUAGUGAUGGGAGUGAGUGUAGGACUUAUCUUUUUGUAUUUGUAUUUACUUUGUAUCACACAGCCUUGUUACAAUGCUGCCUCCUAUCCCAUGUGUUCUCUAUUAAGGGUUAAUAAGUAUAUAAGGGCGUAUAUAAAAAAUACCCCUCUGUCUCAUUAGAGAUAUCUUUGCCAGAAGCUCAAGGAAGCAGGCUGAAGGGUCAGUGUUAGGACCCGCAUUAGGGGGGUCUGCCUUGACGUUUGGCAGGCGGGCAUUCCCUCCAACUAAAUGUCAUUGUCUAAAUAUACAUAAGGAUUAAGGAGAGAACACAGGUAACUUUUUCUUUUCUUAUCUUUGCUUUAUACUGACAAAAAAAAGCUUCUGCCUUUUCCUGAUCCUCCUUUACUCACACACCCUUCUCUGACUUCCAUUUUCCAACAGUUUGGCUUGAGAUUUUUAAGAACAAUCGAGAGCAACUGUGCAGCUUGUACUAUUAAUAAAGUGUGACAUUAGUCCAGAGUUCUAGAUGUGUUGCAGUUACUGUGGAAACAACUGAAUGACUGCUCAUUUUGGUAAUUUGGUCCAUUACAACUUUGACCAAGGAUCGCUCAUUGUGCAGAGGUAAAGGUUGCUAAUCACAUGCUUCAUUAUGUCCAAGCUCUAAUGAAAACUAAUAAGGUGUUUAUUUACAUCCAGCUUAUUGCAGAAGGGAAUCUUUGCCGCAUUCGAAGCUUUAUAUUGAAGAAUCCUACAUGUUUGACUGUCAAGGAUGACUCUGAUGCUACUCCUCUCCAUUACGCUGCAAAACAUGCUUUAUUGGAGCUGAUAUUGAUGAUUAUCAAUGAAGGGACAGAAGAAGGUAAUACAUUAAUAAACUAAUCAAGUAUUAAACACAUAAUGAUCAAAUUCAAUAAAGGAACACUCCAGUGCUAUAACAAAAUCUAGGUAUUUAUAACACUGCCAUGCUCUGUAGGUUUUUGAAAUAACUGGGCCCUCAAUGUAUAUACUGUUACUAACUAGGAAAGCAUACUAUAGGCACCAAAACAACUUUAGUGUAAUGAAGCAGUUUUAGUGUACAGAUGCUCAUUGCACAAUUCACUGUGAUUUAGAAGUUAAAUCACUUUUGUUUCUGUUUAUGCAGCCCUAGCCACACCUCCUCUGGCUAUGACUCCAUAUAGCCAGUGUGAAAAAAAAAUAGUUUAAUUUUCAAUCAGACGUAACUUACUUUAAACGGUUUUAUCUCCUGCUCUGUAAUUUGAACUUUUUUCACUCCUGCAAGGUCUAGCAAGCUAUUAACAGAGCAGGAGAUAAACAAAUUCUAAAUUAAACAUAAUCUGCAAUAAAAAAGUGUAAACAUUGGAUAACUCUUUAAAGGAAGUGUUUAGUUAGUCUGUGUAAAUCACAUGCAGGGAGGUGUGACUAAGUCUGUAUAAACAAAGCAAUUUAAUUCACAAAUGGCAAAAAUGUGAGCAAUGAGACUGCAUGGGGCAUGCUUUAUUAAACUGCUUCAUCAAGCUAAGGUAGUUCUGGUGCCUAGAGUAUGCCUUCAAUCUAGAGGUGAGAUGGUAUGUGUAGCUCUGCCCCUCUUCCUGGAGAUCAUCACUAGUUAUGACCUUCUCAUCCAAACCAAAGCAGUGGGACGCAGGCCAAAUGAGCUCCUGGUUGUCAGUGGCACUGGACUGUCUUAAGUGGUAAGUGGCUUACCAAUUUAUUGUGUUGGAACAGAGAGGAAAUUGUGUUGGAAUCUGGGUGUAGAGGAAAGCAAGCUGGGGGAGAGAUUUGGAGCAUGGAGUGAGAGGGGAAAUGGAGCUUUAAGGAGGAAAGGGGGGGCUGUGGACAGAGAGGUGAAUCAGUUGGGGUCACACAUAUUUGUGUUUGUGUGUGCAAGUAAAUGUGUGUGUGUGUGUGUGUGUGUAUAUAUAGGAGUCUGAGUCUGUAUGUGGAUGUGUUUGUGUAUGAGUCUGUGUGUGAGUAUAUUUCCAUGUGUGUGUUUGUGUAUUAAUCUGUGUGUAUGUAUAUCAAUGUCUAUGUAUGUGUGUAAACCCUCCCAAGACACAAUAAAUAUCAGCAGAGUAGGCACCUGCUGUUCGGGUAAUCAGGUGCCUACUCUGCUAAAGUGAAUAUCUGCCCACCUUGAGGGGCCCUUAGGUGGUCCCAUUAGGGCCCCCAAAGACAGGCAGAACAGAAAGGGCCCGGUCGCAAUUGCGACCCCAGAGGUCCACGUUGUUCUGUCACUGCAUUAAACAAAAGUGCUUUUUGUAGUUGGAGUGUGUAUGCAGAAAAAAAUGUAAUUAGUGUUUUGUUGCAAUUUCAUCAUUAUAUUGUUCUUUUUCUGCCUGGUAGUGCUCGAUGUAGUGGAUUGCAAAGGAAACUCACCUCUUCACUGGGCUGUGAAUAAAAACAAAUUAGACAGUGUGAAAGUACUCCUGUCAAGGGGAGCUGACCCAAAUCUUCAGAACUUCUACAAACAAUCACCACUGCACUUGGCGGUUCAGUUACAUCAUAACUCCAUUGUUGAGGUAAAAGACAAACAUUAUCCACAUGUAAAAAUUAUAUUGCAGAUUCUCUAUAGAGAACAAUAAUGUGUAAAAAUAGUUUCAUGGUGCGUUGGCUCGCAGUUGUGGAGUUGUGUUCUGCUUCACGUCUGAGGAACUGAACAUAUGCCUAAUAUACACAAAUGUUAUAUCCAGCCCUCAUUAAUGAAAAGAUUCUAUUUUAUUGGUGCAUUUCCUUUCCUGUCUGUAUGCAUUCUUUGUCCAUCACACAAAACGUUGACUUGUUGAUUGGUAAUAGUCAUCAUGGUACAAAUAUAUAUAUAUAUAUAUUUUUUUUUUUUUUUUGUGAAAAAUUCAUAUAAAAUAUUUUGACAAAAACAGGCUGAUAAGCUCACUGGUACAAUAACACCUACAUGUAAUAGGUAUGUUAAAGAUGGUCAUGUUAGGAAAGCAUUAGAUAGCUGGUAAGUGUGGUAGCAUGUUAUGGAACUGUUUAAAAUGUAAUAAAUUGCUAACACAUUGGAAUGUACAAGAUUUGGGGAGUAUAUGUUGGGAAGAGGAAUAUAUCGGGGUAUUUGUGCCUGUGAAUGCAAGAUUUUACUUAAUUUAAUUAACUGAACAGUGAUUGAAUCAGUGUUUUGUAACCCAGACUUGUGUCACUGUGGUGAAAUUGUUCUAUUGAUCCGCUGAUCCCCCACUGCUGUUGUUCCCUCUAUUAAUACAUGAUUGUUAUGGCAAUAAAGGUUGCACUUGUUGUGGCUAGUGUACUGGGAAAGGAGGUAAAAUAGUUUUACAGUACAUAAUUAAUUUCCCUUUUUUCAUUAUUGUUGUAGAUAAAAAAUACACGAAGGGCUAUUCCAAGUUAAAAAAAAAUGUAGAAUUAGCAAUUCUAUUAGCUUUCCUAUGGGGAGGGCCUAAUGCACAUGCGAGCAUGCGCAUUAGCCCCCAGAUUAGAUUCUUUAGGAGGAGACCAAGCUCCGACCUGGCAACAAGGGACAUCGGUGCUAGAAUCGAGUAAGUGUUAUUAUUAUUGUUUUAUUAUUUAUACAGCGCCAGCAAAUUCUGUAGCACUGUAUAAUGGGAGGACUAACAGACAUGUAAUUGUAACCAGACAAACCUGGACGAACAGGAACAGAGGGGCUUAGGGCCCUACUCAAUGAGCUUAAAUGCUCGAGGGAGUGGGGUAUAGUGACACAAAGGGUAUAAGUAGGGGUAACGAAGUAGGUUGCUAGAGGGCUUAGUAGGUUAUUUUUUACAGUUGCGGGAGAGGAGUCAUGGGGGGUAUGAAAACCUGCUAACAGGCUUACUUCCUGAAGAAGUGAGUUUAAAAAAAAAUAUAUAUAUAUAUAUAUAUAUAUAUAUAAUUAUUCUUUAUUUUUUUGCAAUGACAUUGGCAUCAAUAUAUCAUCAAUACAGCGGCUUUUGCAAAAGCCAAAACAGGUUUCACGUAUACUUGCUUUGUUACAGAAAGGAAAAGGUGUGUGUUAAGUCAUACAGUGACAAUCAGUAUGGUUGCAACCUGUCAGAGAUUUUACCGCUUUUCCAUUCUUACAUAAGCUAACUCUGUGAGGCAGAGUUCUUGAAGAGGGGGGGGAAGGAUAUAGAGACAGAGGGGAGGAGGAGGGGGGAGGAUGAGGAGCAUGGUUGGGGGGUGGUCGGCGCAAAACCAUUUUGUACUUGCGAAAUCAAUUGGCGUGGUUUGCGGAGGCUUGGGGUUCCUGGUCACACUCCAGAGACUGUCUCCCAGGGCUCCCACAUCUUGGCAAAGUUUUUAGUGGUUCCUCUUGUUAAGGCUGUUAGUUUGCCCAUGAUGUAAUUAUCUUUCAUUUUGGCAAUCACCAUGGUUAGCAGUGGCAUAUCCUGUUGGAGCCAGGUUUGGGCUAAGGAGCGCCUGGCAGCUAAGUUAAAUUUAUCUAGAAGUCAUUCCCUUUUUGUCCAGGUGUCAAUCAGUUUAGAGAGGAGGAACACCCAGGGGUCUAGUUGUAUCUGUUUGGAGAGAAUCUCUGACGCUAAGUCACGGACUGCUGCUCAGAAUUUGGUAAGCUUUGGGUAAUUCCGCCACAUGUGGAUAUACGUCCCUCUGUUCCCACAGAGCCUCCAACAUAGGUCUGAUUGUGUUUUUCGCAUGUGAAAUAGUUUUACCAGGGUUGCGUACCACUGGAGCACGGUCUUGUAGGCUUGUGCCUGCAUAACCACGCAUAUCGAUGUUUUGCUAUUGGCUUCCCAUAUGUCCUGCAAGUCCGUGCCCUCCAGGACCUCCCCUAAGUCAGCCUCCCAUUGGUUUGUAUAGGUGAGUCUGCCCCAGUCUAGUGUGGUAGAGCAUAGGUGGGAAUAUAGCAUGGUAAUCAUGCCCUUGUGGUGUUUUCCACGUCACAUAUUUUUUCGAAAAAGGUUGGUUUGUUUAGGGCAGCUGCCUAGAAAAGUCUCUGAUCUACCUGUAUCGGAAGAAAUCAAGGGUUGUUAGGUUAGCGCUGUUUAUGAGUUCUGCAAAGGGUAUUACUACUCCUUGUUCAUACAGAUGGUGGAGUCUCUGCAGUCCUGCACGUUCCAGACCUUUAAACUCUCUAGGUCUCAUGCCUGGGAGGAAUGCUAUGUUCCUAAGGAGUGGCGUGAGUGGGGACGGGGAGGACAUAAGCUGAUAUUUUCCAGCCGUUGUAUUCCAGAUCCAGCUGGAGUUGGUCACAGAUGGGCAGUCUGCGGGGUAGGGCUCUACGGUCCUUGGGGACCCAUAUGUAUAAUAGUGGGAGAUCAGCUCCCAUCAGGAGGGAUUCUAGAUCUACCCACCACCUGUCAUCUGUGGGGGGGGGGGGGAGUGCCAUAAUGCUAUCUGGGCUAACUGGGCCACCAGGUAGUAGAAGUGGAGAUGGGGUAGUCCCAAUCCGCCCGCCAACUUUGGUCUGUAUAAUAUAUUUAGUGUGAUUCUAUGUCGCUUAUUUUGCCAAAUAAAGAGGUCGAUGGCAUUUUGUAAGGGGGCCAGAUCCUGUUUGGACACGGGGAGGGGGAUGGUCUGAAAGAGGAAGAGGAUACGCGGGAGGACGUUCAUUUUUACUGAAUUUAUCCUACCGAUUUAGGAGAGGGGUUUAUUGUUCCACCUGUCUAGAUCUGCAAUCAGGGUGGUUAGUAAGGGGGUGUAAUUGAGUCGGUAUCGUUGAUAGGGGUCGGCCAGCAGUUUUAUGUUGACUUUGUAAACUGAUAGGUCCCGUACUGUGUGAGGAGGGGGAGCAGGUUCUGGAGGGAUUCGACAGGUAGUGUCAGGGUGAGGAGUCAUCCGCAUAGCCAGAUACGAAAAACAUUUGGCUACCUCACCAUAUCGAACACCUUCUCGUUUCCGAGGGACAGAAUGAGGGAGGGUGUGCGGGUGGAGGCUAGUCUCCAGAGUAUGUCUAUGUUUCGUGUUCUCAAAGAGUUGUCUGCCCGGAAUGAAACCGACUUGGUCGGCAUGGAUUUGUUUACUGAGGUGGGGGUUCAGCCUGUUGGCCAGGAUCUUAGCUUAGAUGAGGGAGAUCGGUUAUGCGGAUGACUGAUUGAUGAGGGAGAUCGGUUGAUACACUUCCAGCAUCGAUGUCUUUCCCUGGUUUUGGUAUGAGGACUAUAUUGGCAAGGGACAAGUCUCUGUCGUGCAUUCCACCCGUCGUUAGGUCGCUAAAUAGGGAUUGUAGAUGGGGCAGUAGUUUGUCGCGAAAUGUUUUAUAUCCGGUCCAAGGGCCUUCCCACUUUUUCGUGAUGAAAUAGCUUUAGCUAUAUCCCCAGUGAUCGGGGUGCUUAUGUCGUCUACAGCCUGUGAAGGCAAUUUAGGCAGGUUCAUGUUUGCUAAAUAGUUGCGUAUCUUGAGAAUCCACUGUGUUGGUGUGCGUGGUAUUGUUAUAUAGAGCUUUAAGAAAGUCAGUAAAGACGGUUGCUAUGGGUGAAGUUUUAAUUGAGCCGUCCGGGGCUUUAAUAUUAGUUAUGUGAGAAUGCCGUGGUCUGGGUUAUAGUAUGCGGCCAGUAACGUGUCCAAUUUAUUGGCCUUGUCAUAAAAGGUCCAUUUAGACCAUUGAAGGGAUCGGAAUAUGUCAUCCAGGAGGGCAUCCCGAAUUGAGCGUUGUGUGGCUUGUAGUACUGCCGGCUUGUCUGGGGAUAGGUUAAUUUAUGUUUCUGCUCUGCUUUACGGAGUUCAGGAGGGAUGUCAGGAAUUGAGUUUUUAGAGUCUUUUUCCGCAUUGCUAUUUUAAUAAGGGAUCCUCGGAUCACUGAUUUGUGUGCGACCCAUACUGUCGUUAUCGGGAUGUCGGGAAUUAGGUUGUCUUGAAAGUAUUGUGAGAUUUCAGUUCGGAUUGUGUCAACUACUUUGGGGUCUUUUAAUAGGGAGGUGUUUAGUCUCCAUGUCCAUGGCAUAGAUGAGCUGAUCUUGUCCAAGUAGAUAGUCGGCAUGGUCUGACUAUGUGAUAGAGCCUAUUUCUGUUUUAGCUAGUUUGGGAACCCCGGUGUGAUUUCUGAGGAACAGGUCAAUUCUCGAGUAAGUUUUAGGUGGGGCGAAGUAGAACAUGUAAUCCCGUGUGUCAGGGUGUUGUGCUUUCCAUGUGUCAGUGAGUCCUGUCUAUCGGAUAAAAUUAUGGAGCAGCUUGUCCUGUCCGCCCAUUCCAUGUGAGCGAGGGAUCCCAAGGUGUUGAAGUCACCUCCGACUAUGAUUAUACCAGGGGGUAGGGAGUUGACUGUAUGCGCUAGUUUAACCCAACAGUCAGGGGUUGGGGUAUUCAGUGCAUAAAUGUUGAGCAGGUGGUUUGUGAGUCUAGACGACCCGUGACCAACAGGUAUCGGCCCUCCGGAUCUGGGAUAUUGCGUGAGACCUGGAGUGGGCAUCGUUUGUGGAGCAGUAUGGCUACUCCACAGCGUUUAUGAAACGUUCUGGCCUCGAAAGCAGCAUUGUAGAUAUGAUCCGUUAGGGAGAGUUUGGCCGUGACUAGGAGGUGAGUCUCUUGAAGGAAAUCUAUGUCAGGGUUGAGGCAUUUAGUUUCUCUCAGCAUUAAGCCUUGUUUGUUGAGGGUAAAGACCCUUUACGUUAAGGGAGGAGAUUUAGUGUCAUGAGGCAGAAUCAUGUGGCACGUGGGAUAUGCAGGGGGUGUCUGAGGAUGAGGUGGCCAUCGUAUCUUCUCCAAGUGACCCGCCCACCCGCCACUCCAAGAUGUGUUGCCCUGAGAGGGGUGUUAGGUGUGGGUGAGUUGGUUUUGCGACCGACCAGGCAGGGAGGGACAGGGUAAAGGAGAAAGAGGGUGAAGGUAGGAAGAAAGUGAAGAAGAUGAAGUGAAGCAGGUUCUAAAGGUACCUGCGCAGCAUAUCUGGUCUUAUUCCUUGCCAGAUCGAGGGGAGGUGCAUGAGUCCCAGCCAUCACCAGUGUGAGAACUGUCGGGUGACUGAGGUUCAUGGACCAUAACACUGGGGUGAUUCCCCGUUAGCCAACUUCAAUGCAGGUAUAACAAAUGAUAUUAGUAAGCAACAGCAUAACCAUUAAACAAAAAGAAAACAUCACGCUAAAAGUCAGGAGCAAAAAAAUGAGGACUAAGACCCUGUCUGCUAGGGGCCGUCAUGCAUGGUGUCAGGGGCCGGGUGGGAGGGGACAACAAUGUCUGCCCCCACUCCUUCCCCUGAGUGCAGCACCUUGAUCAGUUAAAAGUGCAGAUAUACAUAUCCAUACUCCAAAUACACCCCUUUCUGCUGCAUCUGGAAUACGAUCAAAUUAUAAAUUUGAAACUCGUGCUGCAGUGGGUUGCACGAGCCACCAGGUUAAUGUGUGCCACCGUGUCCAGGCAUUCUCAAGAGAACCAAACAUAUUUACAAAGCAUCUGGGUUGCCGUUGUCCCCUGUGCAGUCGGAUACUGCUAUGUCAAUUGUGGUGCUCCCUACAUUUCACAAUGAUUACUACACAUAAACACCUGCACAGUUCAAGGAGUAUCGAAUGUAGUAGGUAGAGGUGAUUUUAUACUGAAUGAAAAAUACACUCCUGCAGUAUCCGUUGUCCUAUGGCACACUAAGGUAGCUCUCGCUUGUACAGCGACACAUUUUGUAGAGGUAAAGAACAGAGAACAUAAAUAAUAAUUCACUUUCCCCGGUACAUUCCUAUAACCACCCGAAACGUGCAGGGUAACAUACUUGUGUAUACCAAGAUAAGAAGGGAUAUGUGCUGGGAAUGCCUCUUCACAGUAUAUACACCAUUAGCAAACAUCUAGUUAUGAAAUGUAAUUUAAGUCCAGAGAUGACAAAAGGUUAGAAUUCUCCCAUCCAUGUGGGAUAGGACUCUGUUCGUCACAGAGUCUGUGCUGCUGGUCGGGGUGUCAGGAAGCCUAAACCAUUGGGGAGGUGAGUCCAGGGAUGUAUGGGAUUAGGGGAUUGGGGGGAGUGGGCACCAACCACCACAACUACGCCCCAUCACCACGCGGGCACCAGUGACAGGCACACAGCCCCAAUCGCCAUGGUGGACCCGGGUGGUAAACGGGGUAUCCACAUUAAAAAAGUGUGGGCUAUUCUCGGGGUUAGAUUUUGGUGUCAAGGAGGUGUCGAGGCUUGGGGCCUCACACCGGAAUCAAUGCAGUCAGGCAUUUCAGAUGCGCCACCUACGGGGUAGGGGAACAAGUGAUUUUUUUAAAGAUUUUUUUGAAGGAGUGGAGACUGGGUGAAAGUCUAACAGAGAAGGGAAGGGAGUUCCACAAAAAAGGUUCAGCCCUGGAGAAGUCUUGAAGGCAAGCAUCAGAGGUGGGAGUACGGACAGAGGAUAGACAUAGGUCUUCGGCAGAGCGCAGAGGCCUUGACGGGACAUAUUUGUGUGCUAGGGAGGAUAGGUAGGUUGGAGCAGCAUUAUGUAGGGACUUGUAAGCAAGCACCAGAAUCGUGCAAGUCUGCAAAGUUCAUUGUUUACAGUGUCGCAUAAACUCUUUCUAUGAGCUCUCAUGUUGUUGCAUGACUGAACUUACUUGAUGGUGUGCAUAUUUGCUACUUUAAAAAUUAUUUCUUUUAAAAAACAGUCAGUUAGGACACACCAUAUAGAAAUGUAAAUGGCCAGGGGAUGUAUACAUUCCCUCCAUUUUAUCACAUGUUAAGGGGUUGGCUUAUAUCUGCAUCAUUUUUUUUUCAAAUUGUUUCAAUUGUAAUAAAAAGAUGGCAUGGAGAGGCAACGUUUUGAACCAUAACCCGUGUGAAGAGUAAAGUUUAUUAUUUUGCAUGGAAUGUUCCUUUAAAUAAGCUGAAAUAUCUAAUAAUCUUGUGUUGUACUUGUCUAGGAAUUGGCCAAUCAUGCUACUACAAAAAUUGAUAUUGAAGGUGAUCUUGGGAAUACACCCAUGAUGUUGGCAUGUUAUAAGGAUAAUCACAAAGCUCUGUCGAUACUGGUGAGUAAAUAAAAAUGUAUCAGUCCACUUAUAUUAUUUGUUAUUUUAUAGAAUUGAGGAAAGGUUGGAGGGAGACCCAACUACUGUAAUCUUGACAAAUGUUGCAAGCUUUAUUAAGAACAUUCUUCAUAUCAUUUCUCUUUUUAAAGGAUCACUAUAGUGCCAGGAAUAUAUAUGUGUAUUCCUGACAAGGUAGUGUUAAAAACACAUUUUACAUAGUAGGAACCCCCUUGCCCCCGUUAAGAAGGUAUAAACUUACCUUUAUUCCAGAGCUGCACGGGCUUCCUUUCCUGUGAUCAUCAAAAUUGAUCUCAGUAAAUCCAAUGCUUUCCCAUAGGAAAGCAAUCAGAGGUUGUUGCGCAUGUGCUGCAAAAUGCCACACUGCCCCAAUCAGGAUCUUUUCAUAGAGAUGCAUUGAAUCAAUGCAUCUUUAUGAGGAAUGUUCAGUGCCUCUAUGUAGAGUGUGGAGAUGCUGAACGUCAGUGCUGCACAUUGUGCAGAAUUGACCCAAGAAGUACCUCUAGUGGCCUUCUGAGUGACUGUCACUAGAGGUGUUCCUUGGCAGUAAUGUUAAUGCUGCUUUUUCUCAGAAAAGAUAGUAUUUACAUUAAAGAGCCUUCAGGGACUGAAUAUACACACCAGAACAACUACAUUAAGCUGUAGUUGUUCGGUUGAUAUAUCCUUUUAAGAUAUUUAUGAACUGUGCUUUAAAGGAACCUUGUCAGCCACAAGACAUGUGCAGCCAUUUUUUCUCUCUCUCUCUCUCUCUCUCUAUAUCUAUAUAUAUAUAUAUAUAUAUAUAUAUAUAUAUAUAUAUAUAUAUAUAUAUAUAUAUAUAUAUAUAUAUAUAUAUAUAUAGAUAUAUAUAUAUAUAGAGAUAUAUAUAUAUAUAUAUAUAGAUAUAUAUAUAUAUAUAGAUAUAGAGAGAGAGAAAUUGCCUCCAUAUGUCUUUUUAUUAUUCAUAUUAUUAUUUAUAUAGCAUCAGCAUUUUCAGCAGUGCCUUACUGUAAUAGACAGGGAAUAUAAAAAAGGCCCUGCUCAAGCAAGCAAUAAAUUAGGAUUUAAGGUAACCAGAUACAUAUUGUUAGGUGUCAAAAUUUACUGAUGAGGUCAUUUGACGCAAGGACUCAAACUUGGGUUUCCCAGUUCUAAGGAAGUGAUGCUACGACUACUGUAGCCUGACAAUGCAUGUUAAAAGGGACAAUCCAGACCCAUAAAGCACUUUAGCUUCCUGGAAAGCUUUAUGUGUGAAGAGUGUAUCCUAUUUUUUCAUUUUACAAAAAGUGCAGAUUUCAAUCAAUAUUGACACUUUUAUAAAUUAUACUAGUUACACCCCUUUAGCUUUUCAAGCAGACAACAGGUCCGGUUACAUUCUGGUUUGCUUAGCCUAUUUGCACUUAACUCAAGAGGCAGCAAUUGCCCAGAGAACCUAAAUUUCAAAAAAUUCUCAUUUAGCUGCAUUGAGAAGUCUGUGAUUGGUCAGUCACAUAAAGUCUGGGUGGGGUUAAACAAGGAGGGCUUCCAAAGGCAGCAGAUAAGAGAUCUGUAGUUUUUGCAAGCUGUUUUUAGAUAUAACUUAAAUGGAAAAAAUGCUUAAUUAAAUGCAUGCACAUUUUCAUUAAGAGUAUAUUUACUAAAUAGUGAUUUUUAUUUAUUUUAUAUUUGGACAGUGACACUUGGGAAGUAUGACACGUGGCAACCAGUUAUUUUGUUUAUGACAUUCACCAACACUUUCUUGUUAAAUAGUCUUAAGGAACAUUAUACUAAAGAUUAAGUUUAUGACCAACGAACCAGGCGCACGGAUUAAAGAAAACAAAACAUGCACAGAAACGACAUCUUACUCUUUUUAUUUUCUCUUUCUCUCAUAUUCUUCCAGAUUAAACGUGGAGCAAAGAUCUGUAAACAAAACAAACUGGGAUGUUACCCUGUACACUUGACGGCUUGUUCUGGGUCUAUAAAAUGCCUAGAACUCAUUUUAAAAAGAGGUAAUUAUUUCCAGAAUGAAUGUAGUAUUCCUGAUUGGAAAGAAUUAAAAAUUACCAACUCCAAAACUGUUUUUAUAAUGACUUCUGUCAUAAAUUUCUUGAUCAGGUCAAGAGGUUGGAUACACCAUUGAAGGCAUGAUUAAUUUCACAGAUAAUGAGAAAAGUAGUCCUCUUCAUAUUGCUGUUCAAAAUGGAGGCUUGGAAAUGGUGAAAGCUUGCAUCGGAUAUGGUGCCAAAAUUGAUCUCAAACAGGUAGUUGUAAUAAUGCCCACAACACGUUUUACACUUUAUUAUAUACUGUUAAAUUGUUAUAUUCAUGUUUUAAAUAUGCUACACGAUAGAAAGAGUGAUGGUGAUUUUUACGUGCCAAGUUCCUGACCCACCAUUAUAUGUUGUACCAUUUUAGCACAAUUUGACUGUAGGUGAAAGUUUAGGAUAUAUUGACCACCAGUCAGUGUGGUUUAAUAUAAGAACAGUGACUGAGUCAUACCACACAAAAACAAAAAUUUUAGACUUUUUUUCUAAAAUUAGAAUAUGUGUAAAGGAGUCUUAAUCAGACUAGAACAGUUUAAAUGGAGUCCAGGAGAAAUGGGAUUAUUUAAACGUUGCACUACUUAAAUCAACAGAAAAUUCCAUGCAAGAGCAGCACUGUGGUACUCCGCAGAAGUGGCCAAAAUAGUAAAAAACUAAAAGUUAGCAUUUAGUAAUCAUAAAAAAAACCAGAGUGGGGAAGACAGACAGAUCUAUAAGAUUAGGCAGAAAGAGGCUUAGCAAGUUAUAAGCGCCUCCAAAUUGCACACAGAAGAAAGAAUAGCACAGUCAGUAAAAAAGAGGGCAAAACAUUUUUUAGAUACAUAAACGACAAAAGGAAAAGUAAAACAAGGAUUAGUUAGAUUAAAAACAAAAGAAGGUAGGUAUGUAGAAGAGGAUACAUGUCUAGCUGACUGCCUCAAUUAAUAUUUUUGUUCAGUAUUUACAGAUGAAAAUGGAGGAAACUGACCUCAGUUAGGAUAAAGGACAAAUUAGUAAUUUGCUACAUGUGAGUUUACAGAGGAAGAGGUUAUAUUUCAAUUGUCAAAAGUAAAGAAAAAAAAGACGAUGGGGCCUGAUGGUAUAGACCCAAAGUCAGGGUCAAACUGAGAAAAAAAUUUGGCUUGGGCAUUUUUUAAUCACCGUGACCCACUGUCACCAAUGACAAACACGUCCCCUCUGAAAGUGAGCUUGUUGGUUCAAUGCUCUUCCAGGACAGACCAUGCGCAAAGCUCUGCUGAGAAGCACUAGCAUGAGAAAAAGGCCCUGUAUCCAAAAAACCCUGGCCUGGAUCCAUGUCUCCCCAGAAAACCACUAAACUGUGGAGUGGAGCAUUGGCCCACCCUUCUCUCCAAAUGCUCCACCCCAGGGGCCCAUAACUAAACAGUGUUUUGUGUUGUGCAACACACAAACUACACGUACUUCCCCUGGGGUUAAAAGGCCUAUCUGCCUUCACUUUAUCACAAUAUAUAUAUAUAUAUAUAUAUAUAUAUAUAUAUGUGUGUGUGUGUGAGGGGUGGUAUGUGAGAGGUGGUGUGUAUGUGAUGGGUUCCGUGUUAAAGGGGUGCUGUGUGUGUGUUAAAGGGUUGCUGUGUGUGUGUGAGAGGGGUGCUGUGUGUGUGUGAGGUGCUAACCAAUCAUUGUUAACAGGAGUAGUCCCAAAAGAUUGCAAGUUAGAGAAUGUUGUGCCCAUUCACAAGAAAGAUAGUAGGGAGGAGUCGGGCAACUAUAGGCCAGUAAGCCUUACUUUAGUGGUGGGGAAAGUAAUGGAAACCAUGUUAAAGGAUAGUAUUGUUGAACAUCUAAAAUCAUAUGGAUUUCAAGAUCAGAGAUGACAAGCAUGUAUAGGAGUUCUAGUGUGUGUGUGUGUAGUAGAUUGAAUGUAUAUAGGGAUGUAGUGUGUAUUAGGGAUCGACCGAUUAUCGGUCUGGCCGAUAUUAUCGGCCGAUAUUUGGUAUUUUCGGCAAUAUCGGUAUCGGCCAAUUCAGAUACCGAUAUUGCCGAUAAUAUAUAACAGGACCGCCGUGCCCAUUACAAGCCCGGCGGUCCUGUGGGGGCCAGCAGCAAGCGCUGACUUACCUUGCAUGCAGCUCCUACAGCUCCCUAUGUAAAUCUCGCGAGACCCGCGGCCGCAGAGCGUUGCCACGGGUUACCAUGGCAACGCUCCGCGCGGCACUAAGAGCCGUGAGAUUUACACAGGGAGCUGCUGGAGCUGCAUGCAAGGUAAGUCAGCGCUUGCUGCUGCUGAGCCACCACUGUACUUAACAAGCCACUGGACCACCAGGGGAUACUAUAUCCCCCUCCCUGGUAAGAAGCAGGGAGGGGGGACUAAACAAAAAAUAAAAAAAACAUUUCAAUAUUAAAAAAAAUAUUAAAAUAAAAAAUUACACAAAUUACAUCACUACACACACACACACACACACUGCAUUACAUACACACUACACAAACACACACUACACAAACACACACUGGGGGGGGACUAAACAAAAAAAAACCAUUUAAAUAUUAAAAAAAAUAUUAAAAUAAAAAAUUACACAAAUUACAUCACUACACAAACACACACACACUACACAAACACACACUGCACACAUACUGCAUUACAUACACACACACUGCAUUACAUACACACUACACAGACACACACUGCAUUACAUACACACACUACACAGACAGACACACUACACACACACCACAAACACACACUGCACACAUACUGCAUUACAGACACACACACUGCAUUACAUACACACUACACAGACACACACACUGCAUUACAUACACACACUACACAGACAGACACACUACACACAUACUGCAUUACAGACACACACACUGCAUUACAUACACACUACACACACUACACACUACACACACACUACUGCAUUACAUACACACUACACAAACACACUGCAUUACAUACACACACUACAUUACAUACAUACACAUACACACUAAACACACACUGCAUUACAUACACACACAAAAACACACUGCAUUAUACACACACACUACAUAAACACACUGCAUUAUAUACACACUACACACUGCAUUAUAUACACACUACAUUCAUUAUACACACACAUUACACACACACUCUGCAUCCACUUCACACACACACUACACAAACACACACAGUUCCCCUGUCUAAACACACUUCAUCCCCUACAUGUGGCAUGUAUAUUUUGUGCAUUUACCUUUCAAAUUAGUUUAUUUAUUCAAAAUAGUAAAUGUACAGAAUAUCGGCAAGAUAUCGGCUAUCGGCCUGAAAGUUCGCAGAUUAUCGGUAUCGGUAUCGGCUCUAAAAAAUCAAUAUCGGUCGAUCCCUAGUGUGUAUGUGUGUGUGUGUGUAGAUAAUACAGAGUUGGGUAAGGGAUUUAGUGUGUGUCUGGAAUGUAAUGUAUCUAGGGCUGUUGUGUGUUGGGGGGUGCUGUGUGUAUGUUUUAAGGGUGCAAAGUGUGUGUGUGAGGGGUGAUGUGCGUGAGGGGUGGUAUGUGAGAGGUGUUGUGUGAGGGGUGGUGUGUAUGUGAUGGGUGCAGUCUGUGUGUGUGAGAGUGGUGCUGUGUGUGUGGUGCUAACGAAUUUAUUUAACCAAUCAUUGUUAACAGGAGUAGUCCCAAAAUAUUGCAACUUAGAGAAUGUUGUGCCCAUUCACAAGAAAUAUAGUAAGGAUCGGGCAUCUAUAGGCCAGUAAGCCUUACUUCAGUGGUGGGGAAAGUAAUGGAAACCAUGUUAAGGAUAGGAUUGUUGAACAUCUAAAAUCACAUGGAUUUCAAGAUCAGAGACAACAUGGUUUACUUAAGGGAGAUCAUGCCAAACUAAUCUUAUUGAUUUUUUUUUUGAUUGGGUAACUAAAAUAGUAGAUCAGGGUGGUGCAGUAGACAUUGCUUACCUAGAUUUCAGUAUGGCUUUUGACACUGUUUCACAUAGAAGGCUUAUCAAUAAACUGCAAUCUUUAAGUUUGGAUUCCAAUAUUGUUGAAUGGGUAAGGCAGUGGCUGAGUGACAGGCAACAGAGGGUUGUAGUUAAUGGAAUAUAUUCGAAGCUUGGACUUGUCACCAGUGGGGUACCUCAGGGAUCUGUACUUGGACCCAUUCUCUUUAAUAUUUUUAUUAGUGAUAUUGCAGAAGGUCUUGAUGGUAAGGUAUGUCUUUUUGCUGAUGAUACUAAGAUAUGUAACAGGGUUGAUGUUCCAGGAGGGAUAAGCCAAAUGGCAAAGGAUUUAGGUAAACUAGAAAAAUGGUCAGAGCUGUGGCAACUGACAUUUAAUGUGGAUAAGUGCAAGAUAAUGCAUCUUGGGCGUAAAAAUCCAAGAAUAUUUGAUAGAGUCCUAAUCUCAACAUCUGAGGAAAGUGAUUUAGGGGUGAUUAUUUCUGAUGACUUAAAGGUAGGCAGACAAUGUAAUAGAGCAGCAGGAAAUGCUAGCAGAAUGCUUGGUUGUAUAGGGAGAGGUAUUAGCAGUAGAAAGAGGGAAGUGCUCAUAAGAUAAGGCCAGGGACUAAAGAGAGUAUUUGGAAAACUGGGCAGACUAGAUGGGCCGAAUGGUUCUUAUCUGCCGUCACAUUCUAUGUUUCUAUGUUGACAUUUACAUAAGUUCUUUUCUAUGCAAAAUGUUAAUCUUGUACAAUAAUGAAAUUCAUUGAUUGGCUGAGAGUACUCAUCUUAUGACGAACAGACAGGCAGACAGACAGAAUAUAUCUAGGGAGACCAGCAGAUACAGAAAGACUUAGUAGAGUUUAAGUAAAAACAAAAGGUUUAUAUCCUUAUAGGUCUUGAAUUGUAACUCUGGUUUACAUUUUCAGAACGAUAAUGCAACAGCCCUUCAUUUUGCUUCCACACAAGGAGCAACAGAAAUUGUGAAGUUUAUGAUUUCAUCGUACAAAGGUGAUAAAAAUGUUGUUGAUCUACCUGAUGGCAAUAACGAGACACCACUACACAAGUAAGGAGAAGGGCUUUUGAACAUAUAUAACUUAAAGGUCUUUGAAGGAAAGAAAUAAUUUGUCUUGACUUAAACGGAUUCUCUAAGCACCAAAACAACUUUAGGUUAAUGAAGCAGUUUUAGAGUAUAGAUCAUACAUCCGCAGGGUCACUGCCAUUUAGGAAUUAAAGGAAUACUAUAUGUAUCAAAACAACUUUAGCAUAUAGUUAACUGGUUUUGGUGGAUAGAUCAUGCCACUGCAGUGAAUUUAAUCACUUUGUUUACACGUCUAGUCACACCUACUGCAUGUGAUUUACACAGCCUUCCUAAACACUUCCUGUAAAGAGAGAUUUCAUGUUUAAACCUCUGUUGUUGCACAGUCUGUUUAAUUUAGAAUUUCUUAUCUCCUGCUAUUUUAAUAGCCUUCAAGAUCCCACAGAAGCCUCCUGUGUGUGAUUAAAUUUACAGAAAAGGAGAUAUACCGUAUAUACUCGAGUAUAAGCUGACCCGAAUAUAAGCCGAGGCCCCUAAUUUUACCCCCAAAAACUGGGAAAAUGUAUUGACUCGAGUAUAAGACUAGGGUGGGAAAUGCAGCAGCUACUGGUAAAUUUCUAAAUAAAAUUAGAUCCUAAAAAAAUUAUAUUAAUUGAAUAUUUAUUUACAGUGUGUGUAUAUGGUGAGUGCAGUGUGUGUAUGAGUGCAGUGUGUGUAUAUGAGUGCAGUGUGUGUGUGUGUGUGCUAUGCAGUGUGUGUUUGUGUUGCAGAGCCUUGGUGGGGGGUGGGCAUUUUUAUAAAAAAAAAAUAAUAAUUUAAAUUUUUUUUUUGUUAUAUUAUUAUUUUUUUAUUAUUUUUUAUUAUUAUUUUUAUUAUUAUUUUUUUAUUUUUCGUCCCCCCUCCCUGCUUGAUACAUGGCAGGGAGGGGGCUCUCCUUCCCUGGUGGUCCAGUGGCAUUGGCAGUUCAGUGGGGGGAGGAGGGGAGCUGGCAGAGCUGUUAAUUACCUCUCCUGCAGCUCCUGUCAGCUCUCUCCUCCUCCGCGCCGGUUCGUGCAACUCUUCUCUCAGCUCACACUGUAAGUCUCGUGAGAGCCGCACUAUGACCCCGCGGCUCUCGCGAGACUUACACUGGGAGCUGACCGAGGUGCUGACCGGACCGGCAGGGAGGAGGAGGGAGCUGACAGUAGCUGCAGUAGAGGUAAGUAACAGCUCUGCCAGCCCCCAGUCUGUAUUAUGGCAAUGUAAAUUAAUGUAAAUUGCCAUAAUACAGACACUGACUCGAGUAUAAACCGAGUUGGGUUUUUUCAGCACAAAAAAUGUGCUGAAAAACUCGGCUUAUACUCGAGUAUAUACGGUAAUUUUCAGGCAGGCACCGCACAGACAAUAGUGCCUGCCAUUUGGCACCCCAGUUCUCUCCUCUGUUGAACCCAGCACCCCGGUAACAUAGCGACAGGCACCACUACAACAGCAGGUGCCUGUCACUAAGGUAGCCUGGCCACUCAAAAUCUCUCAUCCUUUUUUUUUUUUUUGCUAGAGAAAUUCUACGCCCAACACAGAACCAGAACUACCCCACACACAUACUCUCCAAGACACAGAGAUGCACAUUCAUACACAAGGAUGCUCAGGCACAUACACACUCAGUUAGAAAUGUUCACACACACACACUUUCAGGCACAAUAUGCUAGACACACAGACACAUUAAGCCACCCACACCGUGCAGCUCUCAGCCUCCACACACAGUAGAAACUACACAUUGUGAAUGUAUUUGAGAAUAGAAUCAUAUUUCCCUUUCAAUGUUGGACAUAUUAGCUCUACAAUGCUCCAUUAAUACAAAUGUCAAUAUUUAAUAUUAUUCAACAUUUCUUAUCACAUCACAAAUAAAAAAUGUAAUGUUCUUUGUAGCACAUUAAGCGAAUAAGGCUAAAUAUACGUUAUAAAUUGUGCAAGGCUUUGUCAAAAUAAAUGUCAUUUAAAUUUCCUGUAAAAUAGCACAAAAUUAUGUAAACAGAGACAGAUGUUUGUCAUUAUUUAGUAUACUGCUCCGUGCUAGCAGGAAAAGUGAAUUAGAAGAGGGUUAUUAUUUGAUUUAUAGAGUAGUUAAUAAAUUAAUGAAUUAAUGAAUGCUAUAUUUGUAUAUUUAAUACUUCUGCUCCAUUCUAGUUCAUCUUUCAGGAAUUGUCCGUCAACCAAAAAGCCAACAUAUUAAUUUAUAAAGGAAAUGGACAAAUUAGAUUGACAUUCUUCAGAUUGUGUUCUGUCUGAGUAUGAAGUUAUCUUUCUUUGUAAACAUGUGCUCCCAUACAUCCUAGUAUGUUACAUAUAGUGCAGGAAAACAGGUUCUAGCUUAAUAGAUGGAGCAAUGGGUGGUUGAUGUCUAACAGUUCUACUUCUUCAUAUAACAUAUGUGUACCAUGGUAAUGAAUUUUAAUUUUGUUUCUCAUUAGACAUGUAUUAACUAAUUUUGUAUUAGCUAUUAGUCAACACAACAACUCUGACAGGGCAUUUCCUCAUAUGAAACUUGUCGGGAAUUAAAAGUGAAUUUUAAAUCUGAGGACAAAAUCGCUAUGCUUCUAGUUCAAUUACUAUGACCUUAAAUUUGAAAUCCACUUUGCAUACCCGACAUUUCUUACUUUAGUUAAUAGCCCUGUUAGCAUCUGCAGAUAGUGGUUCCAUUCUCCAAUCCUUCCUUACGCAUCAAUACCUGUACCUCAUGCACUCCCCUCUGCCCACCCCACUAGUGUCAGCGGUUAACAAGGCUGACCAAAAAAACAACAACAUAUAGAACAUAUAACAUUGUAUUAUUAUUAUACAAAAUAUGGGGUUAACAAUGUCUGAUUACAAGUAAUUUUAUACAAAAGAACCCUAUUUGAGUGUGCAUCUGUUUGUCAGGGUGUACAUCUGUGUGUGCGCACACAUCUGUGUAUCAGUAUGUGCAUCUGUGUAUGUGCAUCAGUGUGUCAGGGUGUGCAUUUGUGAGAUUAUCCCCUUACUAUGUUAUCUUUCUGCUUCAUAUUUGCUUUUCAGGUGUAACCCAAUGUUGUCAGGUGGUUUCACUUGAAUGAUGUAGACACAUUAAGCUGUUCUUCAGUAUAUCGCUUCAAUUUACUCGAUGGGUUUUACUUAUUAAACACUGAAUUGUAGGGAACUGAACCCUUAUUUGCAAAUUUUAGACAAAAUGAGCCUGUAAUUUAUAGGAGACUGGUAUUUUAGUCUGUAUUUUGUAAUAUAAACACAAAUAUUUUAAGUGCACAAACCUGCUACAUGUGCCAAUUAUUAAUGUAGUAAUGCUUUGCAUGAAAGACCACGCAGCAUAGAAGUGAACUGUAUAAUUAUGCCAUUUUGAUAUAACAUUCAGAUAAUAAAAACAGGUAACAAUAUUGUAGUUAAACAUUUGUUUAUAGGUUGCCAAUAGCUUGAUGUAUCUUGUAAACAAAGUAAAAGAUUAUAUUUUUUUCUGUUACUUGGCAGGUCUGCAUUGUUUGAUCAUGUUGAACUGGCAGAGUAUCUAUUAUCAAUGGUAAAUAUAAUUUCAAUUAUUUUAUCAGAUAUAUAGUACACGCAGAAUCAUGUUUUAAUAGUAUAUUUUUAGUACAUAUUCUGGUAUGCUAAUAUAAAUGUUAUGUGUGCAUAACAAUUAUAGUUUUAAUUGACCAAAACAACUAUAAGUCCCCAUUACCAGUGCAACUGCUCUUUUCUAAUGUUUUGCCGGUCCCGCCGGGUCGUCCAUCAUAUUGCCGCCUCCUUUGUGCUCCUAAUAUGGCAGGGCAGAGAAUUCCAUGUUCUGCCUUUCUCAUUGCAUGCAUGUCAAAUAACCACACACACAAUUUCUCCAAUGGACUGGUGUUGACUCAACACAGAGUUCCAUUGUCGCACCGCUCACUGAAGAUACGCAAUAUUGAAAGGAGGCUAUGAAGCUUGACUAAACCUCCACCUUUUGUCAACCUUCAGGUUAUACAGGCUAUAAUUUACCCCCAAAAAAGCUUAAUAUCGGGGAAAAAAAAGGCAACUAAGGGAGCGUGGGGUUUGGAACAUACCAAAAAAGUUAAGUGAAUUUAGUUUAUAGCUUCUGCCCCUGCAGUCUCACUGCUCGGUUCUCUGCCAUUCAGGAGUCGGAUCACUUUGCUUAUGUAGCCAAAGCCAACCUACCCUGCCUACACACUUCCUGAAAAAGAAACCACAUUUUGUUAGCUUCCUUUAUUGCACAGUGUGUUUAAUUUUGAAUGUCUUAUCUACUACUCUGUUAAGUGCCUGCUAGAGCCUACAGCAGUCGUGUGUGAUUUAUAAGUUCAGUUAGCAGAGCAGGAGAUAAACACUUUUUUUUAGGAAGCCUAUGAUAUUCUGCUUAUAGUGUCAAUUUAAAUAAAAAUAAAAUCACAGUCAGAACAGUCAAAACAAACAUAAACUUGAAUGGGGCAAUCAAAAAAAAAAAAAAGGAAAAUUAAAAACAACAUUUGUAUACAUUUUAUCCAAUUAGAAAGUUAUGCGCCUGGCUGAGAAGCCAAGAGGAAAUGAGAUUUCAUCAGACUAAGUUUUUAUAUUAUGCAAUCUCAUUACUGAACAAUCUGCAGUCUGGAAAUCAGGGAGAUGUGUGUAGUUAUGGAGGCAGUGGCUCAUAAUGGAAAUAUUUUAUAAUCCACUUGCUUGUUUUCUGUACAUGUGUAAUCCAAGUUUACACUUAAUUUAAUUUGAUUUUAUAAAAUAAAAGCGUGGGAUAUGCCACUAAAUGACAUUUUGAGAAGAAAAUCUUGGAAUAUGUAAAAUGUAAGUUAUUUAAGGGUUACUCCAACCCUUAUGAAUAUAUUUUUUAAAUUGGGCAUUAUUCUUUAUGUCUCACCUUCCCGAACGCUUCAUAAGUAAACCUCGAGUAUGUUUUAACUACCUGAGAUCCAGCGCUGGGUGCCCUCGGCACACACAUGCUAAUUACACUGAAUGUACAGUGUUUCAAGCUGUGUUUCAAAAAGCAGGAGUGCUCAUGGUGGUUUUAAUAACCAUUUAAAAUAUAUCUUGCAGCACACUUGGUGUGAUGGGGAGAUAGUGAUGUCAUCAACACUGAUAGAUACUGAAAAAGGUCUAGUGCAAAAUAUAAAAUGUAAAGGGUGAUGUAAUAUUUAGCAAUCAAUUUAAAUAUUAUAUAAAGUGCUAAUAGCACAAAAAUGAUUGCUAUGUUCUACCAUGUGUAGCAACCAAAAAUAUAAUUUGUGACAUAAAACAUAAAAAAUGCAAUAAUUAGUGUGCAAAAAGUGUUAAAAAAUUAAUUAUUAUAACCACUUCCAUUUUCCAAAUAUACAGUAAAGGGCUUACUCUUUUACUAAAACUUUUGAAAUCAUACCAAACAUUCAAUCAAGCUUUCUGUGAUCACCCUAAAUAAUAACAUAUUCAAACAUAGUGCAGAUUUAAUUGUAACAACAGGAACAUAAAAUAUGACAUAAUAAUCCCAGAAGAGUAUCUCUGUAAUCUACCCUGCUCUGUGUAUUGUAUAGGUAUAUUUCUAUUGUGCCCGCUCUGUGUAGUAUAUCUCUGUUUUAUCUUAGCUCUGUUUGUAGUAUGGUUAUCUCUGUAUUGUAGUCAGCUCUAUGUAUUUUAUAGAUAUCUUAUCCUAUUGUGCCCAGCUUGGUUUAUUGUAUGUUCAUCUUUAUAUUACACUUAGCUCUCUGUAUUGUUUGAGUAUCUAUGUAGGAUAAAUAAGAUAACCCUUUAAGGACACAUGACAGAAAUAAUGUAGGAUAAGUAGGGAGUAUCUAUGUAGGAUAAGUAGGGAGGAUACAAAUCUGGGGAAGAAGUCUGGUACUUCACACUGCCAGUGUUUACUUAGCUAAACCUGAGAGGUUAGGGAAUAACCCCCAGGAUAUUUAUUAGGUGUAUCAAUGUAACAUAUUUUAUUUUUUUCACAAGCCAAAUAUUUCUUGAAGAAUAAGCAAAAACAGUUGCUCAUUUGUUAAUCAUAUAAUUGCUUUUUCUUCAAGGGAUGGGAAGAGAUCGUCUCUGCAAAAUUGUGAAAAUCUAGCUAAUUAACUAUUAGAUUAAUAUGUGCAUAGCUUUCAUACAGUUUCAUCACUGGUAACACCAAUAGUAAAUACGCAGUAUUACACAUGUCACAAUUUGAUCAUUAAAUGUUAAUAGUGUUUCUGAAAAUGAUACCUGUAAAGUUACACAAAGAACUUGUAACGAAAUUCCCUAUUGAACAGACUAUGCGAACCAGCCUGUUCGGUUAUUUAGAUGUGUGUAGAGUGAUUUCGUGCAAAUAGCGAGAAAACGAAUAAACUGCCGAAUCACCCGACCUCCUACUGAGGUCGUGUGGCGCCCAUUAACCACCCAGACUUUGCGGUUAACCACAGACUAAUUGGGGAAUAGCUUGGUGGUCCGCGUUCGUCUACCGAACACGUGGCAGUCGCCAUUUUAGAUUGUCGAGCGCUUAGCGGUAAAUGGCGGCGAUGCCCUGGAACUCUUUUGGGAUACUUAUUCUGCCGAACAACGCUGUUACCUAUCAAGGUCCUCGUUCAUACGGUGGAAAACACAUGAAUGCCAGAGACCCUGCACCAUUCGAGUCUUGGAUGUAUGCGAAAGUGACCGACCCCAGAUAGCUACAGUAUGGAACUCUAUGUCGGAUACAAACACGCGAACGGCCGGUGAAAGUCAAACUUCAGUCGAAGUUUUUGAGAACUGUGUUCGUGGGAUCUGAGCGCUAUUCGCCUAGAAUAUGCACUCAGAUCCAAGCUAUCUGGGGGUAUGUGGGACUUAAAGUUUAUGUUCUGUAAAAUAUAAGUUAUAUAUUUUAAUGAUGUUUGGUGAAUAUAAGAAAAGCUAUGUUUCUUUCUACCUGGAGAUAAUUAAGGCUCUCUUUACUACCUUAAGUUAAUUAUCUCCAGGAUGGAAAGGAGGGAGUGAUCUGUGUAAAAGGGGAGUGUUUAUGUUAUAGCCACUGCGAUUGGCUACUGCAAUUCUUUUGUCCCAGUCUUCCAUCUGGUCCCCUAGGGGAGUGUCCACCAGGUGGGAGACCUGCAUAAAUACCGGGCAGAUAGCCCACAGUAAAUCAGAUCGUUUUACCCCUUCAUGAAGUCUCGACUCAUGUUUGGGGGAUUGGGAGUUAUAAUCACUUCGUUUCAGCUGGAUUUCGGGAGAAGCUGCAAGGAUCAUCGCUGCACGAAUAGAAGGAUCCUUUACAGAACUCAUUAGGCAAUAUCUUACACAUGCCAUGGUUACUACAAACCAUUUUAUUGAAGUCUAAUUAAAUAGGUUAAACAAAACAAUCUAAAUUACAGUGUGUCCUUCCUGUUUCAGCUAGAUUUAUAGUGUGUAGUUUUAUCAUUAACCAAAACUGUCUGUUUAUUCAACAAAAAGCCAAUAACUUGGUACCGAUGGCUAAAAAUAUGACAUUCUGUGUACAUUUGAAACAGUAUAACAUUAUUGUAUUUUCUAUGGACUUAUAAAAACGUCAUUCUUAAAAUGAAAUCCUAUUUCUGCUAUAAAAAGUGUAAUAUUUUACAUCACGUUAUUUAUUUAAUAUAGAAUAAAAAUAAAAAGAUGCAGAGAAACUAUGGGUGGUUACACUUUUAGUGAUUAUUCACUAAAGUGAGAAUAAUUGGGAAUUAAAAAGUGAAUUUGAUAUUUAAGGUCAAAAUGCCGAACUGGAAAAUCCCUCCAAGUCAGCUAUGUUUUCAGUUUGGCCUUAAAUGUGUCACAGUAACCCAUUACUGCCUUACAGAUCUGAAAAAAAAAAAAAAACAGAAAAGAAAAGAAGAAAGCUAAAUUCCACUAUGUUCUAGUGCUGAGGUUUCCGCCUGGCAGCCCUCUGCUAGUAAUGUAAUUCUCCAGCCCUGGAGGGGAAAGUGUCAGGAGGGACAGGUUAGGGGAAGACUUGAGCAGGAUGAAUGUGUGGGCUGUGCCGCUAUUGGAUGUCUGCUGCCAGCGUGUUAUGUGUGCUGGUGACAGGUGCCAACUGAGCACAGAACUAACAUUAGCUAACUUAGAGCUCUUCCAGGCUAGUUGGUCAUACUCUAAUACCCUUGUGGUAGAUGGAGUUACACCUCUGGCAGCUAAAAGCAUUUUCAUUUUACGUGCUGUGUUUCAUAGUGACAAGCUCCACAUUCAGACUCCAGGCACUGUGUGAAAUCAGUGAAGUGGUCAUGGUUCUAGGUAUAAAAUGCUUUAAGUGGUUUAUUGCUGCAAUGUUGGACCCUGGAGGUGCACUUGUGAUUUUUAAUAAAUCUUGAGUAGGUGAGUCUACUGGUCGUUCUGUAUGUAUUUGCUAGUUCUAUGCACCUGCUAAUUUCCCUUUCUCUGUGAAUAUGUACACUUGAAACAUUCACGAUCAACACAUGUAACAGGUAAACAGUUGGAAUAAUGGUCUGUCCUGCCAAAUCGCCUCAUACAGUAAAAUGAAUAGACAGCCUAUUUCAUUGUGUCUGUCUUUUUAAGUUGUGUGUACAUGGCUAUUGUAUUUUCAUCUUGUGUUCAUGCAUCAUGAUUCACAUUGCCACUGUGUCCAUGUGUAACUCAAAGUAUACAGUAUCAAAGAGUACAUUGCGAAAUGAAUAGUCCAUUAGGAACCAUAAGUCUUUCCAUUUACAUGCUAAGGACUGAUUGUUGGAAGCACGUGCCUUGUUUCUUUGUCCUUAUGUUGUGUGCUUAACUCUUUUAUUUACAGGGAGCAAAUAUUGACAGUUUGGAUAAUGAGAUGCGAACACCUCUUGUGUUAGCCACAUCUUGUUCUGCCUGGAAUACUGUAAAUUUUCUUCUUGCAAAAGGUACAGUCUAACAUCCAUCAUUAUAUUCCAGAUUCAAAAAAACAUCUAACUCAAAUAUACCUUUAGUAAAGUGUAACACCGUAUUUCUGGAGUUUUCCUUUUGCAAAAUGUCUCAAAAUGAGAAGUUCUUAUUAUCUAUUCGGACACAUAUUUAAAUAAUUCAUGUGAUCCCCUCUGAUAUCCUAAAUGCACUUCUCAGUAUUAAAUACCGAUGGGACUUUUUAUACUUCUCAUGGAAGCAUAAUUUUACAACUGAAUCUCAUAACAUUUUACUAACAUUAACAUUUUUUUACUCUGUAAUACCGGUGUUUUAAUACCAAAUUAUAUUUAUAUGAAAUGGAUUUUCCUUGUUGUCGUCUGUCCAAAAGUAAACUAAUAAUUUUUUAUGCAAUUAUUUCAAUUUGUAUUUCAAUAGCAAAGAGUUAUUUUGCCCUCAGUUUUGCCAUUCAAUUUCAAUUCAGUUUUGAUUUGCUAUAAUUUUGGUGAAUAAUACGGCAUUUUUUAGAAUUGUUGUGAAAACAUGAAUACAUAUGAAAGCAUUUGAUUUCUUUUAGAUCCCAGCAAAAGUAAGAGCAGUUUAUUUAAAGAGAAUCUAUUGUCCCAAAAAUAAUACUACUUUUUUUUUUGGACUAUAGGUUUCCUGCUAUUACUGUAACCAUCUUUUAAUGCCAUUUAAUGCUAUUUAAAUAUUUUACCUGUUUUCGCGAUCCUUUUUUAUUAUUAUUAUUAUUAUUAUUAUUAUUAUUAUUAUUAUUAUGCAGCAAUCUGUCCGCUUCGUGCAAACUCACACUAACCCCUCUUCCUAUUCUUGUCCAAUCAAAUUUUUUGUAUGGAAAAACAUUGGGGACAAGAAGUAAAAACUCCUCCAAUCAAAUGCUCUCUAGAAGCAUCAAAGGAGGUGGUGUUAGAGAACUGAGUCAGACUCGGUUCUUGCAGUGGAAGUACCUCUAGUGGCUGUCAGGAAGACAGAUACUAUGGGUGUGUUUAGCCCUGCAAUUAAACCAUUGUUGUAUCUAGUAAAUGGCAAUAUUUUACUAUGCAGGACUAAAACUACAGAUUCAUUAUAGUGGUCCUUAAAUGCAAGCUUAUAUAGAUAUUUUAUGACAUGGGGAGCCAUGGUUAGCUAUUGUUUGUUACAACAAUGGAAAUCACAAAUAAAUUAUAUGCAGCAAAUUCACUUUGAUUAAUAUGUGAGGAAGAGCCUGCAAUUGAAUACUUGUUUUAAUCUGCUAAUAAUUAUCUUGAUUACAUUUUAGUUCAUUAUGAAAUAGCUGUAGACUGUGUGGUAAAAACCAACACCAGUGAAAAGGUGGAGCGCUAAGGAGAUGCUUGUGAAUAACUCACCUCCCCCCUCUCUUUUUUGGGUGUAUUUGGGGGUACCUCUAGGUUUUAAUACACCCAAAAAAGAGAGGGGGGAGGUGAGUUAUUCACAAGCAUCUCCUUAGCGCUCUACCUUUUCACUGGUGUUGGUUUUUACCACACAGUCUAUUGCCAUAUUCUGUAUUUUUGUGUCAAUCAGUGGAAGAAUUGCUCAUUGGUGGUAGCAGCUCACAUUAAUUUAUAUAUACAUUUCUCUUCUUAAGCGCCUGAGAACACAAUAUCACUUUACACCAUUAUGAAAUAGCUAUUGUUGAGCACUGUACUGCAAGCUAUACCUACAGUUUUGUAUUAGAAAAUACUUCAGUUUUAUUUUCCUAAAAAGCCACAUGUGAAAUGAGUUUUGUGUGCUUAGAUAAUACCAUUAAAGACAAUAAAAAUUUAAGUAAAUUGGUUCCAAAGGUUCAGUAUGUAGGUUGACUUUAUUGUAAUAAAAUGAUUUCCAAGAGUUUUUUAUCAAUAAUCUAACUCUGUCUUCACAACCUGACUGCCAUUUUAUACAUGCAUCUCCAAUUAAUCAAAAGGCUAUUACUUCAGUAGCUACCAAAGGUCAUACUUUUUAUCAUUGCUGAGAGGUGAAUAAACAUCCUGAAGAUUUCAAUAUAUUCCAGUCUCAUUGACUUCCUAGAACAAAUACAAAUGUUCUUAGAACAAUGAAAUGCCUUUUAAAAAAUGAACAUUAUCAAUUUUCCAGUUCUUGUUGUUUUAACCUCACUGGCCUCCUAAAGCAAAUAAUAUUGAAAUGAUUUGGUAUAUUUUCAAAAAAUGUAUAGUAACCCACCCAACCCCACCCCAGAUAGUUACUAAUACUUUUUUUCAUGUUCUACUGGUGACUAUAUAUUUUUUUUUUGUAUGACAGGCUCACUUUAAGUGUGUAUUUGAACUAUUGUUAAAAUACCCAUGAAAAUAUCUGAUAAACAGUUUAGCAAUAAUGUAACAUCAUAAGAUUGUACUAGCUAUGUCCAUACACAAAACACAUUUUUAAAAAUGGUCGACAUUUGCUUUUAGCUUUAAAAUGGUACUUAAGCAUAGUGAAAUAAGGUUAUGAUUAUGGUUGUUAGAUUUUUUGUAGAAGAAAUUAUUGUAGAUCCACGGAAUGAGGAAACCCAUAAUACCUGCACUUUGAUGCUCUUAUUAGAUAUAGGCCCUUCCUGCCUGUUCAGUAGGCAAUCAAGGCUCAAUUAUAUUUAUAAGUAUUUGUUUAACAUUGGCAAUAUAUAUUUUUUCAUUAUUGCAUAUAUUAUCUCAACGUUCCGUGUUCUGUGUUUUAUUACAUUUUAGGUGCAGAUGUAAAGCUAACUGAUAAUUAUGGCAGAAAUUUUUUGCAUUUAACAAUUUUACAGUCUGGAGGCCUGAAAAAUAUUAAUAGCGACUUUCUCCAGGUAUGUUGUUAAAUACUUUUCGAAUUAUUAGGGGGAUUAUAUGAUUUAUUUUUUUGCCUCGUGUGAGUGUGGUUAAACUAGUCCUUCCCCUUUCCACAUCUCAUUACUUCUCUCUCCUUUUAUAUGCGUAUGCGACCUUGUAUGUAAUAUAGAUAUGUUAUGGUGAUUGGAUGGAUGUCACUGAGUGAUUAUUUGUAACACAAGAUGGGUGCGUGACAGGUGAGUGACUGAUAAGUACCUGUAUUGACUGAGGGAUCAGCAGUAUGUAACUAGUUGAGUUGCUAGUUGGUUGACUUUGUCUGGAGGUAUGUGACUUGGCAUGUGAAAGGACUUAUGACUGGUUGAGUGUAUGGGUGUGUGCCAAUGUCACACAAUGACCUGGAAUGGACUGUCCUUAGGCCUAGCUAAGCAUUUGAGAUAUCUAGUACACAAACAUCUGCAGUGCCCUGUACUCACACUUCCACUACUCUUGGGUGGCAACAAUGGCCAUAGUAUUCAUCAACCCAAAUAUAUAGAACAAAGAAAGAUAUCAUGGCACUAGAAAAAGUGCAGAGACGAGCUACAAAAUUGAUAAAAGGAAUGGAGCAUUUUAGUUAUGCAGAAAGGUUAAAAAAUUUAAGUCUCUUUAGUUUGGAAAAAUGGCGCCUGAGAGGGGAUAUGAUGGACGCAAGUCUCUUUUCAGCUAUGUAACUAUGUAACAAAAAAAAAAAAAACUGCUCGUAUUUUCCAAGUCCUUAUGUACACUUAAGUAAAAGAGGUAUUUAGUACAAUGCUAUAGCUUUCCAGGUGUUUGUAUACCACAUUUCUCAUGAUGUCUUAUCACCCCGUAAAGGUUGGCUUAGCAUUAUGUGAAUUGUAGUUCAUGAACAUUUGCAAAUCCUGAUGUUAACCAUCAGUUAUAGAAACACUCCAAGCAUCAUAACCAUGACAGCACCCUCUAGUAGUUGUUGUUCCUGGAGUGCUCUGGUGUCUUUUAAAGGUAAGCAGUAAAACAGUUUGGCUAAUGGUUUGAUACUUUGCCUUGGUGAAAUCCAGACAUCUCCUGCAUGGUGUUUCCAUGAGCUCUUCUAAGCAAAGACCUGCUUUGGAAGACCAGCUUAUUGGCUGAGAGCAUCAGCUGACUAACACCACCAGCUUAGCGUGCAGGAUGACUGUUUACAUUAGCAGGCCCAGGGCACUCCUGGCACCAUAACCACUAUGAAGUAUCAAUGGCUGUAGCAGUAAUUCAUCCAUAAAAGUUAGGUGCCCUGGUGCUAUGCACCUUGUCCAUCUAUCUUUGCCUACCCCUGAAAACUAUAGUCUUGUUAUAGAUUGAGUAUCUCUUCUUAUUUAAAUUAAUUAAGAGGUUUACUUUUCAUUUUCCCUCAGAUGGAGCAUAUAAAGGCACUAGUAAGUGAUGAAGACUCAGAGGGCUGUACUCCACUUCAUUAUGCAUGCCGACAAGGAGUGCCAACCUCUGUCAACAAUCUACUCGGACUUAACGUGUCUCUUUACUCUAAAAGCAAAAAUAAACAAUCAGCUUUGCAUUUUGCUGCAAGGUAGGUUUCUACAUUGAAUUAAAAAUAAAAUAAAUACAUUUUGAACACAUAUGGAACAAUAAAGAGCAAAGAUUUACUUAAAGGGACAUUAUAGGCACCCAGGCCACUUCAUGUCAUUGAAGUGAUCUAGAGGCCGUGUCCCAGCCCCCUUAUCCUUGCAAUGUAAAAUAUUACAUUGCAUUAAUAUAAUUUAUGUCUCUUGUUUUAUAUUGCAUUAAAUGCAAUGUAAAACUAGAGACGCUUCCUGCUGUUUCAUGGAUUUUAACUCUGUGAAAUGACACUGGACGUCUUGAUGCUUUGCAUUAAGACGUCCAAAUCCCUGUGGGAAAGCAUUGUUUGAACGCUAAAUUAAUGCGUGGCACUCGGCAAUAGGUUCCCCCUAAGUGCUGAUGCUGGAGGAGAUGUAGACAGAGCCAGCGUCGAGGGACCUUGGCCCUAGAAAGAGGGGAGUGUUUAAAGUUUUUUUUACUGUUUGACUGCCGUGUGUAUAUAGGUAUUUAAUAUGAUUUAAUAUGUAUUUGAUUAAUCUGUAGUUUAAGAAAAGGAUACAAUUACUGUCCAAAGUUGCCAUCAAGAUGCUACUGAUCAAUAAUGAGUCAUUUGGCAAAGUGCUAGAUUUGACACAAAGCAGCAAACACAUUUGUUUCAAUGUGGUUUGCUCCACUUUGUAAUUAUGCUUUACUAAAGCUGACUAUAUAUUUUUUUAGUAUGUCACCGUCGGGAGUCUUUACGAACUCAGCAAAGUCCCCACAUGAUGACAGUGCCGCUUUAAAAUCUGUCUAUAGUUAGGUAUUCAACCUAAUAGCUAGCACGGUAUUUAGUAGGUAUUCAACCUAAAUGCUAGCACGGUAUUGAGUAGGUUACUUAAAAACUAGCAGGGAUUCAACUCUGGAUAACUAGUGAAAUCUCUGUACUGAUGUGUAAUUUGGCAAGUGUUCAAGCUCAAGUUUAAAGCUAAAAUGUUUUUUCUUGUCUUUAAAUCCUGUAGAUAAUGAAAUAUUUUCCAAUGCUUAGAGCUGUUAUAGUUUGGUUCUUUAUCAUAAAACCUUGUAAUAAGUUCUGUGCUCCUUUAAUAUACAUCAUUGCUAUGAGAUGAACUUCAUCAUUGCUAAGAGAUGAGUAUAUAAAUGCUUGCUCCAUUAUUAUGUUUUAAUAUUAUAUCUUGAGAAAAUGGGAAUAAAUGGCUUGGUAUGUAUUCUUCAUUAGCAUCCAUAAACAUAUCUUCAGAAUACAUAAACGAAAAUGUUUGUGAAAUGUUGCAGGUCACUAACAAACAAUUGCACAUUUGGCAAGUUAACAUGGCCUGGAGUUUUUCAAAAUAUUAAUUUAACUACCAAGUAGCUUUUUAGAUCCAGAACGUAGAGAUAAAGUAAAAUUAGUAUGUAACCUUAAUCAUCCAAUUGUAAUGAGUUGGUAUUGUUAUCGAUGCAUAUCGAAUGAUCGUGGCUAUAAUUGAUUGUGAGAUCAUAGAAGUAAUUGUAGAUUAUGCUAACGUAGUGUACCUAUAAUCCUAAUUUUAAUAAUGACAGGAGGCAAAUAUUUUGCAUAACUUUCUUUACUGUAAACUCCAGCAGCAGAGGUCAAAGUUCAAAUCAAUCAGGAAAAAAAGAACAUUGCAUUAUAUAAAGCCUUGUAGCCUUGAUUCCUCCUCUUUCUUUGAUGUGAGAGAUAACAGUUCAACAACUAGGAACAAAAACUCAUAAAUCUGAAAAUUAGAACCAAGUCAGAUGACCCUUCCAAUAGAGAGAAGUUGAGGCAGGAGGAACAGCCAAAUUGGACCAGACGCCAAAGGUUUUUACACAGAAAGAACAGAAAGGCAAGAGUAAUGGUAUCUUGUCAACAAAAUCUUAAACAUUUAUCUGGCAACAUCCUAACAUUGGGAGGAAUAUUAAAAUAAUCUUUUAGCUAAGGAACUGAGACAGUAUGAUCCAUAAAUAGCACAACUAUUAUAAAAUUAAUAACCUGUGAAAAAGAUAAGCCAUGAAUCGAGAAAAAUAGGGAGGGAAAAUAUUUGCCUCCUGUAAUUACUAAAAUUAAGAUUAUAGGUACACUACGUUAGCAUAAUCUACAAUUUUACAACAUGACAGGAGGCUUCAUAUUUAGCAUUUUUGACGCUAAAGCAAAACAAAAGAAACAUGAGAAGUAGGAUGAAAGUAAAAGAUCCGUAAAGUAUAAAUAACCAAUUACCCCGAAGCAGUGGCGUACACAUGACCCAUGGGGCCCCGGUGCGAAAAUUGAUCCGUGGCCCCCCGCCCACCCCUGCGCUUACUCGGCGCGGGUUGGGGCCGCAACACAUGGCGGUGGGCACCUGGUCGCAGGGGUUGCAGGGCUGCGACCCCGCGACCGCGGUAUGCACACACACUUAAAGGACCACUACAGACACCCAGAUCACAUCAGCUCAAUGAAGUGGUCUGGGUGCCAGGUCCUCUAGUUUUAACCCUGCAGCUGAAAACAUAGCGCUUCAGAGAAACGGCUAUGUUUCACUGAGGGUUAAUCCAGCCUCUGGUGGCUGUCUCAUUGACAGCUGCUAGAGGAGCUUCCGCGAUUCUCACUGUGAAAAUCACAGUGAGAAGACACUGAACGUCCAUAGGAAAGCAUUGAGUAAUGCUUUCCUAUGGGCGUUUAAAUGGCGCGCCGCUUCUUCUUGCUGUGUGCAUUCGGCUGAGAGGCGGAGGGAUCCCAGCGCCAAGGGAGUCCGACGCUGGAGAAAGGUAAAUGCUGAAGACACACACACACACACACUCUCACGAACAGAUGCAUACACACUAGCUAACAGACACACACAUUUACUGACAGAGACACACUCAGCGACAGACAUACAUACACACUCACUUACAAAACAUACACUUUCACUGACAAACACACACUCACUAACAGACAUCAAACACACUCAGUAACCCACACACACAGUAACACACUCACCAGCAGACACACACCCAAUAACAGACACACUCACUGACACACACACGAACACAAACAAACACACACACUAACACACACACUAACACACACACACACUAACACACACACACACACACACUAACACACACACACACUAACACAUUUUUUUUUAAUAUAAUCCCCCCAGCCUCCUUACCUCUUGGAGUGCUGGGGGGGAUUAUUCCCUGGGGUCCAGUGGGGCUCCUGGGCGGGUUGCCGGUCGGGCAGGCGGGCGCGCGGGAGAGCACUCAGUGCUUCCUCUUCAGCUCCCUCGCGCGCCGCGUAGGGAUGCCAGCGCCGGAAGAUGACGUCAUCUUCCGGCUCCGGUAUCAUUGCCGUGCGCGAGGGAGCUGAAGAGGAAGCGCUGAGUGCUCCCUCGCGCGCCCGCCUGCCCGCCCGGCCACCCGGGGUCAGCAGGGCCAGCCUCAGGGGGUCCCUGGGGUGGCCGGCUCCUGGGCCCCCCAGGGGAAGAGGCUGGCCCUGUGGCUACAUACCGGGUCGCAGGGGCGGCCGGGCCCCCUGGUGGGCCGGGCCCGGUCGCAGCCGCGACCCCUGCGACCCUGGUAUGUACGCCACUGCCCCGAAGCAGUCGAUCGAUAAGUGAGUCCUGACCCACUGCUAAGCCUAUGAUUGGAAGAGGUGCAUUAAAGGGAACAGAGUCCUUCUCCACACACUAGCUAUUCGACUUGUUCCAGGCAGCAAGGUAACUCCUUCUAGUGUAGGGAGCCCAUAAGUCCUAUAAUAGAUUUUUAAUGACUUGUGGUAUGCAGUCAACAUUCCAAUAUCCCAUAAAACCGUCUAGGCCACAAGUUUCAGUCGGUCCUGUAGUACUAGGGGGUGUGGUUUUACUCUGGACUCAGAGAGUAGGAGGGGAAACUUUGAAAGAAGGAGAGGGUGGUUGUAGGACAAUUCCAACAGAUCCGGGAACCUUGCUUGGCUCGGCCACAAUAAGGCAAUCAGUAGCAGAGAAAUCACCUGAACACGCACUAAAUUUAAUACCCUUGAUAUCAUGGAGAAAGGAGGGAAAGGGGUGGCCAUACUGGAAGAAAAGCGCCCACUGUAGUAGGGAACUGACAGUGUGCAGGCUGUGUUCUGCCACACAAACAAAAGGGCCGCCGUGAAUUUCGCAAGGCGCAAGAUCCAAGAUGGCCACCGCGUGCGAGGACCCGUCAGGAACAACCCCUGUGGACCCAAGCGUGCGCCGGGAAAGCGGCGUCUAGUGCCCCAGCAACCCAACUACCCCAGGCCCGGCCUAAAACAUGGAGGGAAAAUUAGCAGGUAAAAAAAACAGGACACAAGUCAGAUCCCCACAGCAGUACAAUGCAGGACAGGGAUACAGAAGGAGACAGACAAAGUCAGUAUAAAAAGGUGUACAGCAGAAAGAGAGCCAGGUAAUUAGAGGGUAGGAUAGAAGCCAGGACACAUAGCACAAAAAAGAAAUUUAAAACACAAGAACACAAUUAAAUAAAUAUAAUCAAUAGGGUACUCAGAGAGAGCAAAUGCUCUGACCUUUUGUAGCCGGAGCAGCAAAGAAAGAGGAAUCAUGCUACAAGGCUUUAUAUAAUGCUAUGUUCUUUUUUCUGAACUUUGAUUGACCCUUGCUGAGUUUACCGUAAAGAAAGUUAUGCAAAAUAUGAAGCUUCCUGUCAUGUGGUAAAAUUGUCAAUACUGAGUUUACUAUUUCCACUGGAAGAUUAUUCCUGGUAUUAAAAUGUACUAAUGGCAAUCAUAUGCAGAAUAAUCAUACCCUGAUACCAAAUGCUGAAACUGACUAAAUCUCCAAGAUUUGGGAACAUGAUGUUUAUCUGUUAUUUAGGAUUCAAGAAUUUAUGCAACUCUAUAAACUGCGCUGAACACUGUUGGAUUGAUAUUGUUAUUACCUUGUUUAAUUAAGAAUUCUUUUAAAUUUGUCCUUCACGUUAUUUUAAAUAGUUAUGGCCGUAUUAACACCUGCCAACGACUUCUGAGGUUUGUGUCAGACGCAAGGCUUCUCAACGACGCUGAAGAAAAGGGCAUGACGCCACUUCAUUUGGCAGCAGAAAGCGGACAUGAAAAGAUAGUUUUCAUGCUUCUGAAAAGAGGUGCCCUGCUUUUAAGGUAAAUGAAAAAACUUGAAUGCUGAUAACAAAUUUAGCACGAGAUAUAUUUGUGUUUGUGCAAUUCAUAUUAUAUCAAAAACUGAUUUUAUAGUGCACAUUAAAACGACACAGUUACUAACUAUUCGAAACCAAGUCCAACUAAGCAGGGGACUGCUGUAGGUUAGUCCUCACGUUCGUUAGUCUGAAAUUAAUUCAGUUUUUGCAAAUUCAGUGACAGAUAACGAACACAAGGAAAGCUGCGAAGAGUCAAUCUACAUUUUGUGUUUUGAUAACUGUACACCAAUUUUCUAUUGUUUAGGGAAAAGAUUGUAUGUUCAACGAACCCAUUUGUUAAAUUUUGAUUUAAAAACAAACUGAACAGAUUUAUAAAUGAUGUACUCAUGAUAUAAGCAAGUUUUUAAAAUGCUAUGUUAUGGACCAUUACAGACAAUUUCUGAAAUAAUUACCAGUUUAACUGCGUUUUCUCUAAUGUCAUAUCAGUUGGUAUUAGGAAGGAAAAUGUGAUGCCUUAUUUUAACUGACUAUAUGAACAGCAGGCCUCAACUGCUAGUGUGUCAAAAUGCAGCAAUUACUGUUCUACAUAGGACUGGAGACAGAGUAGAGUCAUGUUUUGUAAAAUGAUCAAUAAUCAAUGUUAGUUGAUGAUAAUGCUACUUUGUUUGAAUUAUUAAGUGACUACCGUGGAUGGACAGCCCUGCAUUAUGCGGCAGCUGGUGGUUAUACCAGAACUAUGAAAACUGUCUUGGACACCUCCUUUGGACUUAUCGAUAAAGCAGACAAAGAAAAGGUAUACUCUUUCGUACUUCCCUUUAGAUUUAGUACUGUGAGCUUUGGCAGUCAACUUGCUGUGUUUAUGACUUGCUAUGUUAAUGACCAAGUAGCUAGAAAAACUAAAUCUCCACUUCAGAUCCGUGCACCUGCUUUUUAACAAAAAUAUUGCAUAUUGUCACUCAGAUGAGAAACCUAUUUAUAAAAAAAAGUUAGUUUCCCAGGAAAACCUGUUUCAGUAAAUCAAUAUUUUUAUUAAUAAAUAAGUCAGCAAACAAUUAAAGAGAUACCAUAGUAACCAAAUCAGCUUAGCUUAAUGAAGCAACUUUGUUGCAUAGGUCAUGCCCCUGCUGUCUCAUUGCUCAAUUAUAUGCCAUUUAGGAGUUAAAACACUUUGCUAUACAGCCCUUUUUAAACACUUCCUGAAAGGGAAAUUAGAUAUUUUAGAUUCAUUUAUUGCACAGUCUGUUUAAUCUAGAAUGUCUUUUCACCUUCUCUGUGAAUAGCCUUCUUGACUCUGCACGAGCCUCCUGUGUGUGUGAUUAUAGUUACAUUUACAGAGUAGGAGAUAAAAACUUCUAAAACACGUUAACAGAUUGAAAAUGAAACAUUCUUUUUCAUGUAUGUUGUGUCAGUCACAGCUACGUCUGGCGUGGCUAACCACACCUGCCCUAGUUGUGACUGACAGCCUACAUAAACAGAAACAAAAGUAAUUUAAUGCCUCAAUGGCAGAUAACUGGGCAGUAAGACUGCAGGGGCACAUGAUCUAUACACCCAAGCUGCUUCAUUAAGCUAAAGUUGUUUUGAAGGCUUCAGUAUUCCUUUAAAAGAUGUUAGUCUUGACACCUUGUAUUUGGUAUGUGGUGGAUAACCUUCUUGGAAUGUGGUAGAUGAUAGUGAAUAAACACAUUUACUUUACUUUGCCAUGCAUUCAAUUUUUUUUCUUGUUUUAUAGAACACAGCUCUCCAUCUAGCUGCACGGGAGGGUCAUGCUAAAGCUGUAGGACUUCUCCUGGACCGUGGUGCAUCUGUCACAUUGAACAUGAAUGGUGCUUCAUUCAUUCAUGAUGCAAUACGCCAUGGAAGGAAGGAUGUUGUUUAUGCUUCAAUCCAGAGUGAGAGGUAAGAGAUAUGUUUAUGCUGUAACUUGGACUGUAAUAGAAACUGCAGAAUCUCCUCUAGGCUCAAGAUGUAUAAUAGUUUUACAUUAGCUCUGUUAAGUCUUUAUAAAAAAUUCCUUUUUUUAAAAUUUCAACAGGAGCUGCCAAAUUUACAAAUGUUUAAGGCUCUACUAUAGCUCUUUUGUCAUUGUAAUCAGCUGUUUUUUUUGUUUUUUUUACAAAUACACUUUACUUUGCUAAAACCAUCAACGUGUAGCGGAAUGAUAAUUAAAUAGACACUGUAUGCACCAAAACAACUUUAGCUUGAUGAAGCAGUGUUUGUGUUUAGAUCAUUUCCCUGCAGUCUUACUGCUCAAUCCUGUGCCAUUUUGGAAUUAAAUCACUUUGUUUAUACAGCCCUAGCCACACCUCCCUGCAAGUAACAUCCACAGCCUUCUUAAACACUUCCUUUAAAGAGAGAUCUAAAGUUUACAUGUCCUUUAUUGCAAAUUUAGUUUAAUUUAGAAUCUUUUUUUCUCUUGUACUGUUAAUAGCUUGAUAGACCGUGCUGUGAUUAAAGUUCAAUUUACAGAGCAAGAGAUAUACAUAUCUAAAGUAAGUUAAUAUCUGAUUGAAAAUUCUUUUUAGUUUUUUCAUGCAGGCUGUGUGAGUCACAGGUAGCUGAGGUGUUGGUAGGACAGCUUAAACAGAAACAAAAGUGAUUUAAUUCCUAAAUGGCAGAGAAUUGAGCACUGAGACUUCAGGGGCAUGAUUUAUACACAAAAACUGCUUCAUUAAGCUGAAGUUGUUUUGGUGACUUUAAGAACAGUAAAUCUGUUGCAAAGGUUUUCAAGCAUUAUAAAAUAGAGAUAACUACGGUAUUUUAAGCACUAUAGUUGAAUUUUGUAAAUACAAAUAUGAACACGCUAACAAAUAUAUAAAUACAUGCAUACAUUAUAUUUAAUGUUAUUAAAUUAGAGCAAUGCAAUAGGAAAUAAUGUAAUUGAUCUGACUCUGUUACAACAAAAUACAGAAUGGAACUAUUUUAAAUUGUCCUGUAACGCAGAACACUCACCAGCUUUUGAUGGAAUGCAUUCUAACAACAGGUAGAGAGAGGGGCAACGCUAUGCAUUUCUGGGUUUGUUUUUCCAUUUAAAUUACAUUUGUAAGUUAGGUUUUUGUAAAUGAAGCAAGAAGGAGGAAGGAUCGCCAGGAUCCAUGCUCUUUAAUUCCUUACAGAAGUUGGAAGGGAGGAGAUAAAAAUCCAAGUGGGUGUCCUUUGGCAUAUAAUUACUGUAUCACGGUAAGCCAGAUAUGGGUUACUUUAGCACCUACUUUGCUAAUGAAUUCUAAAUUGUAUAAAUGUCUGAGAAAUGUUGCUUACAAAUAUGUAGAUUAGCAGACGAAUGGACUUGCAGAUUCUUCAGUACACUUGCCUUAGUGUGCUCCCCACUCCUUGAAAUUCAGUAACAUAGUGCUGCUUAAAGCAUCUAACCACUACUCUAAAUAAAUUACAGUACAAUAGAUGCCCAAUCACCGACACUAAUUAGAACUAAUUCUUACUAAUCUAAUUUGUCUGACGUCCAGUUCCUUUGGUACAGAUAGCUGGUAAAAUAAAUCUUCCCCUCUCCACCCUUCACAUCUAAAUAUGUGUGGACAUAAGGGUGCACCCUCAACCACUUUAAAGGCAAUUUCUUGAGUGUAAUGCCAUUAAUUAUAUUUAAGGUAAUUUUGUGGUAUAUACUAUUGGUACAAAAUAAUAAAGAGGCUGUUUUGUUUUUUUAAAGUGUGACAAAACAAAUGUAGCAAUAUUUACCAAAUAAUGAAUGCUUAUUCUGUAUGCAGGUGGGAAGAAAUUCUGGCCACAUUUUCGAGUGAGUCUGGCUAUGAAUGUCCUAUUCUUGAAAUGGUGACCUAUCUUCCAGAUAGCUUAAAAGUUAGUAACCUUUUAUACUGCUUUAAUUACAAUGUGAUUAUCUUAACCUUGACAGGUUAGUUACUUUAAUGUAUAGCCAACACACCAUUGUACAAAUUACAAGCAAAGUUGUUGCCACGUGACAACAUUUUGUUUUAAAUGAAUACAUUUUUUGUUCCUAUACUUCUUUGGUUUUAUCUUUUUUGAAAUUCCCAUUCAGUUGCUAUGUUACUUUUCCCACAAUCCACAGAAUGUCAAACUACAGAUAUCAUGGACAUAAGUAAUGGUAGUGCAAGGAAAACCAGAUAACAAAUAUAAAUGAAGGCAAGGUGUUGUGGCCAUGACUUAAUAUGAAUAUUAAUAAUAUUUUAAUUAACAAAAAAAAAGGAAGGAAAAGGGGGGGCGCUAAUAAACAAGUGUACUAUUAAGAAUAGUGUAACAUGCAGCAAAGUCACCUAAGUGUACAGUCACUUAUUUACACUUACAUACAGAAAUUACACAACGAAGAAAAGGUGAUUGCGCACUUGUAUUGGAUGAGAUUCUUGGGUUAUGAAAAUAAACCCUAGGUUCUGUAAAUACAGAAAGCCAACAUAGGGUAAUAAAUUUAAACACCAAAUAUUGAGGUCAACAUAGGGUAAUACAUUUACACAAAACAUAAAAUAAGUGCGCUAUUUAUUUGUGAAAUAUAAAUUCAACUCACUAUACAAAAAGAGUGAGAUAGUGUACACAAUUUUUUGUGCAAAUUUUCAUUUUCAUUUUUUUUAUGUACAUUAUCUGGAGAUUGAGAGUCAUUUCCAGUAUAUGAUUUUAAGUAAGUGUACCACUUUUUUAAUACACUAAGUCACUUUUUGGUAUUAAGAAUCUUUAUAUAAUACACAGUCAAAGAGUAUUAUGAGUGUUUAAAUACAGCACUUGUAUAUUUGCACAAAAAAUUGUGCACACUAUCUCACUCUUUUUGUAUAGUGAGUUGAAUUUAUAUUUCACAAAUAAAUAGCGCACUUAUUUUAUGUUUUGAUUCUAUUGUUGGGUGUUAGGAGCUGAUACACUUUAUAGGUGCUGCUUUUAAAAUAAGGUCACUAUCACUACUAUAAGCACCUUUUUUCACUUGUUAUAUUAUAGUUCUGUAAUACAUUUAAACACCAAAUAUUGAGACCUGUGAUAUUGGGUCACCUGAGGAAGACCUGUGAUAUUGGGUCGAAACGCAUUGUGCUUUUUAUGCUCUUAUUUUUAUUUUGUUUAAAUAAAAGUAUUUAUUUCAUACCCAUCUGCCUGCCUGGUUCCUGAUCCACCUAACAGAGGACUAUGAAUACCUUCUGGGGGGACCAAGCACCGGUAUACCCACAUCUGGUUGAUGUAUCCUGCCUUUAUAGUUUAGAGCAAACUAAGAAAUGCUCUAAAUAUUGUGAGUUUUCCAAAUUACUUAUUCUUAAUAUUUGGUGUUUAAAUGUAUUGCCUAUGUUGGCUUUCUGUAUUUACAGAACCUAAGGUUUAUUUUCAUAACCCAAGAAUCUCAUCCAAUACAAGUGAGCAAUCACCUUUUCUUAGUUGAAUAUUUUAAUUAAUAUAUAAUUAUUAAGCAAUAAGUAACAACACUAAUAUUUUUUUAUAGUUCGUGGUAUUAUGGUUGAAUAUGGGGAUAAAAAAUACGCAAAACAUUGUAAUAUUAAAUGUAUAUUUAAUAUAAUUAUAAUAAUAAGUAACAGAUGCUAGCAAAAUGUAAAUUUACUAAAAUAAUUGUACAAUACAAAACUACAACCUAUUACUUACAAAAGACUAUAACAGUUGCUAAAUGUUACAGUGGAAUCACAUGGUACAAUGCAAAAUGUGAACAAACUUACACAGGCUAAACAGUCAGCUGCUACAGUCUUAGUCAGUCAAGGGGAGAGCAAAAAAGAGACUGAAUCCUUCCUACAUCUGGUUUUUAUUCAGUGUAUUCUUAAAGGACCACUAUAGUGCCAGGAAAACAUAUUCAUUUUCCUGGCACUAUAGUGCCCUGAGGGUGCCCCCACCCUCAGGGACCCCCUCCCGCCCCGGCUCUGGAAAGGGGAAAAGGGUUAAAACUUACCUUUUUCCAGCGCUGGGCGGGGAGCUCUCCUCCUCCUCUCCUCCUCCGAUCCGCGGCAAGAGCUGCGCGUGCAUUCAGCCGAUCGCAUAGGAAAGCAUUCAUAAUGCUUUCCUAUGGACGCUUGCGUGCUCUCACUGUGAUUUUCACAGUGAGAAGCACGCAAGCGCCUCUAGCGGCUGUCAAUGAGACAGCCGCUAGAGGCUUUGGGGGAAGGCUUAAUCCAUUGAUAGACAUAGCAGUUUCUCUGAAACUGCUAUGUUUAUAAAACAAUAGGUUAACCCUAGCUGGACCUGGCACCCAGACCACUUCAUUAAGCUGAAGUGGUCUGGGUGCCUAGAGUGGUCCUUUAAGUAGACAGGCCUGUGAUGUCACUACCAGAAGCACAUGGCUUAAGGAUUCCUACACACUGCGUCUAGUGGUGCUUCUAAAACAUUAUGCUUUAUUUUAUGACGUAAAUCAUUAUAAUAAUACCAUUACACAAGGGGUAUAAUCAUUCAGAUAGAAAGGUUAUCUGUAAAUGUAAAUUGAAAGACAAUGAAACGUGACAGUCUUGUUUUAAGUAUUGUAAACACUCCUCUAUAAUUAAAUAAAUAUUUGAAUUUAUUCUUUUUUAGCAGCUUUUUACUGUUCUGAAAUUUUAAAUCAAAAUGCUUUUAUCAUUAAAAGUGUUAUCAUUAUUAUUUAUUAAUUACUAUUAUUAUUUUUACUUUUGUUUUCAAGUAUCUUCUGGACAGAUGCAUGAGUGAGACAAACACAGACAAGAAAAGCUACGAUUUUUGUGUGAGUUGCCAAAAAAAUAAAAUGAAUGCAUUCCAAUCACAAAACCCAAACGAUUGCAUUUGUCCACAAUGCUUCCAAAGGCAGCUAAAGACACACAUAUGCACAGUCACAUGCAAACAUGCACACAGACUUCAAUGUGAAUCUUAGAGUUGCGUAAUCAACCAUUUGUUUUUUUAUAAAUUUAAAACCACAAUACAAAUAAAUGAUUUUCUUCUAAGAAUCCUAUAGAAGUUUAGCUGGAACUACCAUAAUAAAUAAAUAGGACACGUGAAAUCAUUCUUUGUACCCAAAAUGUUUAGCAUGCUGUGGAUGUUUUCCUUUGACAGGCAUCUUCAUAGAAUUUCAAAAGCAAAAUGCAUAAAAAUCCUUUGGGCAGGAGUUUAGGUUCAACACUCAUAGACAGCUUCAUUUAAAGGGUUACCGGCAUGACCGCUUCUGCUUUUUGAAGUGGUCAUGGUGGUAGGAGUCUGGAUGUGCAGUGUUUUUUGUUCAAAACACUGCACAUCCUGGAAUUAUUUGCACUUGUGUGCUGAGGUCUAGUUGCACCACAAGCACAUGUGACAUUUCCAGCCUAGAACUCUUUUCCGGGCUGUAUAAUGUCAAUUCUGUGCAUAAAAUACAUCUGUCAUUAGAGAAGAACCUCUUGUCCCCCUUUCCUUUAAAGCCCCCCAGCGCUGGAUUACUCAGGGGGUUCUAAUUGAAUAAUGUCAAAUAGGGCGUUAUUCCAUUAUAAAUUAAAAAGGGUUGGAGAAACCUUUUAACUCUGUAAAGCCUGGCCAAUGAGUUUGCAUCUCUUUAAGUUAUUUAUGUUUUUAAAAUAAUUUACAAAUAUGAUAUGUUUGUAUCAUAUUUCAUACACCAGGAGUUUAUGAGUUUCUCUUCACCACAAAUAAUUUGUUGUUUAAACAUACAUUUGUAACUUUUGUUAUAAAAGGAACCUUUGAACAACUUACACAUUAUUAUUUAUUUUGCAUGGUGGUAUUUCUGUCCUUAGAUAAAAUGUACUUUUUAUUUACAGGUUAUAAAAACUGAGGUAUUUUGGUAUUGAAAAUUACUCCAGAAACAAUUAGCAAAUGACCCAAUACAAUCGAUAUUUGACUGACUAUUAUAACAAAGCAGGUUGAAUUAGAAAGAAAAAACUUAAAGGUUUCAACACAAAAUAUGCAUAUUGCCUCAUAAAAUCCAAUGCAAUGAUUACUGAGAGAUUUACAAAUAGUUUCUCUUACAUACCGGCUGUAUCAUAUGUGAUGCACACAAUUUCAACACAGUUUUAUUAUAUAUUUUAGUAGGAACUUUUAAAAAAUUAUAACUUUUCCAAAUUCAGUGAAAUAUUGAAAUAUUACUAACAAAAAAUGUUAUUCUUACUGCAAGUUUUUCAAACUUGGCAAACACUUUUCCCUGAAUACACAUGACUGCUACUUCAGGAAAAAUGUCCAUUUGGACUGUGUAUUUAAUUCUAUUAUGCAUCAAUAAUCCACUAGAGGGCAAAAGACAUGAAUCAGAUAUGUGUGCAACAGAUUUCUCUGGAGAACAUUGAUUGUAUGAUUACAGUAGAGGUCUAAUAACCUCAUAUAUGAACCAAAUUACAUAGAUGGCUAAACUAUCUACCUAAUGAAAAUAUUUUAAAGCCUUAUUUUAGAGCUAAACAGAAACAUCUCAAUACAACUAGUGUAUUUUAUGUCAACCCACAAAUAUGAUGGAAAGUAUAAUUUUGUAGUAUUUGUACAUUAUCUCACAUGGAUGAAAUGUUCUAUUCUAGGGAAUAGUACAUAUUGGGAAUUUCGUGUUACAGUUGUACAAAUUAUAAUGCUAUCUCUUAUUUGUUUUUCCACUAUUUUAGGUUGAAUAUAAUUUCAAAUACCUGCAGUGUCCACUCAGCUUUAGAAAAGCACAAAAGACAGAUACAAAAGUACAAUACGAGCCUUUAACUACAUUAAAUGUAAGAUACAUUUGAUUUGUGGCGUCUUGUAUGCAGUAUAAUUUUAAGGACUUUUGUUUAUGCAUUUUAGAUCAUAAAAACUUUUUAACUUAAUAACUCGCUUGCAUUUCAAAGAAAACAAGUAAUUGAAAGCUUGAGGGCAGGAUUCUAAAAAUGGCGUUAUUCGUAUUAAUAAUCUCUACAUUUGUUGGUUCUCUUUAAAAAAUCUAAAUAAUGUUUAUAUAGACAUUAUAUACAUAUAUAUAUAUAUAUAUAUAUAUAUAUAUAUAUAUAUAUAUAUAUAUAUAUAUAUAUAUAUAUAUAUAUAUAUAUAUAUAUAAACAUAAUUAUGUAAGACAUAAUUAGGUUACAUGAACUGGCUUCAGUUUGUUUCAGAAUGAGAGUUCUAAGCCAAUAAUGGCCACAAUUUAAUGUUUUUGAAAAAGGUUGUUAGAAACGCAUUAUCUCUUCAUCUCAAAACAAUUUAGCAUUUUAGUAUUUUUAAACGAUUUAAAGGAUAAUUGUUUUAAUAUCAUAAUAUUAUCUUUAUCUUAUAUCGUCUCCUAUUUUUUUUAAUGUUUGAAGGAAUUACUUGUCUACUUUUCCCACUCCCCCUUUCUGACAGUAAGGAGGAAGCCUUUAAUAUUAUUUAAAUGAAUAAUAUAUCUACAUCUUAAUGUAAACUGUUGUAAGCCAAUAAUAGAUUAAGUAUAAUAAAUAAUACAAUGCCCCUUGCUGACAUCAACUCUCAAUUAAUUCUUAAUACAAUUUGUAUUCUGAUUUGGUGUAAGUCGUGGGUUAGAUUGAAAUAUCUUGGGGAGGUUUGUCCCUUUUCAAUUGCUAUGUUUAAAUAUACUGUAGACUUUCUAAUUCCGUACUCACUAAUGUUAUACAUUUCUCAAACAUUAAAACGUUACUGGCUGGGAAGAACAUUUAUCUACUGUUUGUAAAAAAAUUUAUUUUUCAUUUUUAAAAAAAAUGUUUGCCAAAAAAUUCAAAAUUUAGCAUGUUGCUGUGUUCUAAAAGCAUGAGUCCAUGGGUACAGGGAUUUGCUAAGUUAAAUAUUUCCAUAACAGGGUGAAUAACUCUGUCCAACUGCUUUUGUUGGGCUGCAGUUUCCGUAAUUCUCCUUCAGAUGGAUAAUAGGAAAUGUAGUCAACAUUAGCUGGAGGACACAUGCUGGACAACCUGUUGAAUUACUGUGUUGUGUAAAUAUCGUAUUUCAAACUAUUGCAUUGCUUGCUGUUCAAUUUCCCUUAUGUUAAUUGCUUCCUUUCUAUUUGUACAGGCCAUGGUGGAGCAUAACAGAGUUGAGCUUCUUUCUCAUCCAGUUUGUAAAGAGUAUUUGCUCAUGAAAUGGUAUGUAAUCUUCAGCAACCGUCAUAUCUCUUGGCCAAAGCAGUGUCACAGCUGGAAAUACACACCGCAGUUAGCUGUAGCAAGUAGCGCUUAGACUAUAUAUGAAGCAGUGGAGAAAUGGAUAUGUUUAACCCCUUAAGGACCAAACUUUUGGAUUAAAAGGGAAUCAUGAGAUGUCAUGUGUCCUUAAGGGGUUAAAGGACCACUAUAGUGCCAGGAAAACAAACUCGUUUUCCUGGCACUAUGUACUCCUUAGGUCCCACCCUCAUGGCCCCGCUCCCGCUGGGCUGAAGGGGUUAAAACCCCUACAGCCACUUACCUUUAUCCAGCGCUGGGCUCCUUUGGCGCUGUUGAACUCUCCUCCUCCUGUCAACGACAGCACCAAAUGCGCAUGAGCGGCAAGAACCGCAGGUGCAUUCAAACCGCCCAUUGGAAAGCAUUACUCAAUGCUUUCCUAUGGACGUCAGUGUCUUCUCCCUUUUUUUUUUCACAGUGAGAAUCGCGGAAGCGGCCUCUAGUGGCUGUCAGUGAGGCCGGAUUAACCCUCAGUGUAAACAUAGCAGUUUCUCUGAAACUGCUAUGUUUUCAGCUGCAGGGUUAAAACUAGAGGGACCUGGCAACCAGACCACUUCAUUGAGCAGAAGUGGUCUGGGUGCCUAUAGUGGUCCUUUAAAGGGACACUCCAGGCAUCAUGAAAAAUACAUGCAUAUUAGAUUUAUACAAUAGAAAACAUAUCCUAGCUCCACUCUCCAUUCUCUUGUUUCUAUAUUUUCAAUAUGAAAUAAGAGAACCUCUAACCAGCAACCUGGCUAGCUAAGAUUAUCAAACAAGACCCUGCUGUCCUAUUGUAUUGCAGCCAUUAAUUAUAUUUCAUUGAUUGAGAAAAUCAAGUGGAUAAUGCUUUAAACUACUGGGAACACUGUGUUUGGAAUACACUGGGAUUUAUUUCUGUAACACGAAAAUACAAUCUACAUUCAAAUGUUAGUAUAAGUACACAAACAAGGACUAUGAAGUGAGAAGCUUCUUGUCUCAAGAGAAUGGUAGGAUUUUUUGACAUUCUGUCAUGAAAUUCUGUCACUUUCAUAUAUGCAUCUUAGAUAAUAAAAACUAUGUAAUUUCUUUAAAAUAAAUGAUUUACUGUCAGUUUAUAUCUAAGUAGUGCUUGUUUUAUUUUAGGAUGGCAUAUGGAUUCAAGGCACACCUCUUAAACCUAUCAAUUUAUUCAUUGGGAUUAAUCCCUUUAACUCUUUUGAUACUAAACACCCAGCGGCCACAACCUCUCAAUGGUACCGAUACUGUACUAAAACCCUUGGAAUUAAAGGUAAUAUAACACAUAAACACAAUAUAUUGGCAUUUUAACUUUAUGUUAACUAAAAUCCAAAAGAAAGCUCAUGUAGACUUUUUAGAGAUACAAAAAUACAAUCCAUCUUAAAAAGGCCUUAAUUUAUUUUUUUUGGAUAAGCUAUUAAUAUUCAUAUAUUAUUUUACAAUUUGGAUACAUUUAAAAAAAAAUUUUUUUAAUACUAAACUUUCAAAAAUUAAAUCAUAUAUCAAAAUGUCAAUUAUUAAAAAAAAUGAUCAAUAUAAAAGGUAAAAUAUUUUUCAUAAAAUUAUCAAGUCAUAAAAAUGUAUCCAAAAAUAUUAAACCAUUUCCAAAAAUGUUAAAUUAAGGCCUAGGUUAGGAUUCCCAAAAGCAAUACUGAUCAAAAUAAUGGAAUUUAACAUUUGUAACUCGAGACACAAGUGAUAUGGAAAGGUAAAUGCGAUUUUGUAAAUAGCAGAUGAUGAUUCUGAGAGUGAUGAUGAUUGUGGGCAAUUGUCAAGAUAAGACAGUCAGGGUAGAGGUUAAGUAAACAGAAUAUAAUCAGAGAUCCAUGUAUAAUUAAACAUCAUAUAAUAAGCCCAGUUAAAGUUUUUAAAGGCAUAAAGAUGUCAGCAGACCUGUAUACAUGUAGAUUAUAGCUGGUGGAUAUUAGUGAAGGCUAUCUGAAAUUUUGGAAAUGUGAUAAAAAAACUGAGUCUCCAUGCAGUUCUGUGAUAAAUGAAGUAAAAAACAAAUAUGUAAAAAAAGAAAAAAGAAGAACUCACCCCUGCCUUUAGUAUAUGACCGUAUCCUUCAGCCAUAUCCAUGCACCUUGUUUGCAAACCGACAUUUCAGCUGUAUCGUCUACUCCUUGCAAAAGUGUAAUUAAAUCAUCAGACUGACUAACUGUCCAAUUCAAACACUGUCUGACCCAAGGUGUAUGUAUGUGGCAGAAAGAUCAUUUUGCAUGCUAAAAGUAGGAUUGAGAUUUUUUGUCAUUUUUGUCACAUACACUAGUGUUUGGUGUGACAGCGCUCCUUUAAGCUUUGCAUAGUAAUCAGACUUUGUAAAAUUGUGUCCGGUUGGGGUAAAGUAAUUAUUUUCUUUCUGUUUUUUUAAUAAAUGUUGCAUUAAAACCUUGCUAAAGCUACAUCUGAUGUUCAUCCUUAGUUGUAGCUUCAGUAAUGUUUUCCCAAUGUGGCAUCCUCUAUGGUGUGCCGUGCAUUGUAUCAUAUAUACCAUUAUAGUAGACCCUUUAUGUUGUGUGAUUUGUUAUUGUGCCAGGCUGUUCUCUUGUUACAUAUUAGCCCAUGGCCCUUAAAGGAACAUUCCAAGCACUAUAACAAUGCCAUGGAAACUCCCCAAUUUAAGUAGUCAAACCAUGUGCUAGGGCACGAACCAGUGGUUAUGGUGCUUGGAGUGUUGAUUUAAGGGGUUGAGUUGAUGUCACAUUUAAAGUCAGUCAAUCCUUAACGGUUAAGGGAUUUUGAAUUAAAGGUAAUGUAUAUAGAAUAUCCUUCUCUUUAAUCCUUCGUCCAUGACCUAUCUAUGGGUUAUUGACAAAUUAAAUAGCCCUUUACAUGUGGAUAUAUAAGUAAUAUCUAGAUUCUUUUUUAUAGGAUACUAAUUUCACAAAAGUUUGCAUGGGCAUCGUCUUUAUCAUGAGUAUAUUUGGAAUAAUAAAAGAACUAGUACAGAUUGUUCAACAGGUAAGAUGACUUUGAUUUCGUUAUAAGACCUACUGACUGCAUAAUCACUGGUAACAGAGCCCCCUAUUUUUAAAGUGAUACAUAUAAUUUCUCCUAAUACAAUAUAUGAACCUUUCAUUUUGUGCAUGUUUGAGCCCAGUCACAUUUCAUCUCUUAACCUCAUGUAAUCAGAGUGCUCACUAAUUGUUCUACUUGUCCAUGUAAACCUCUGUAGUCACCAGUCCAAAAUAAAAUCAUCAGCUGUUGAUUAAAGGGAUACUGUACUGCCAGGAAUACAAAGCUGUAUUCCUGGCACUACCAAUCCCUCUGUCUCCUCCCUCCCUCGAGCCCCCCUUCCCCAGUAAAUAAAGAGUUAAAAACCCUUUAUUUAGUUACCUUAUCCCAGCGCCGAUGUCCCUCUGCGCCGGGUCGAAGCUUCGUCCCCUCCUCCGUCCCACGUGAGCGAGGUCUAAAGCGCAUGCGCGGCAAAUGCUGCGCGUGCAUUAGACCUCCCCUUUGGAAAGAAUUGAAUCAAUGCUUUUCCUAUGGGGAAAAUCUGACGCUGGAAGUCCUCAUGCAGAGUGUGAGGACGUCCAGUGUCAGAUAACAAACCGAAAGUCUAUAUACGAUAUAUAAAAAAUAGAAACCUCCAAUAGUGUAGUAAGUACUAUUACAGUCAGAUAGAUGCAAACAUAUUGUACUUAUGUAUGUAAAGCUUAGGUGGUAUAAUCCCCACCUAAGGAUGUUGGAGAUACCAGGAAGGAGGUAAGUAAGUAAGAAGGUAAAUAUAUGAAAAGUUCAAAAGAGUUAACUCUGUGUUUCCAUGUAAAGAGUUAUUUACAAAGCUAUAUUCUGGGGCAAAGUUCUAAAGGUUACCAUGGAAAUCAAUACAAUGUUCUCUAUUGGAACUGACACAUUGAAAGUAAUGCAAUUAAUAAAUAGUAUGCAUGAUUUGAUACAUACAGAGCAGGAAUAUAAAGAGACAAUCAAGGUAAAAUUAUUUUGAUGAAAACAUUUUUUUUUCAUGGUACUGUUGACCAUUCCCUUCUUUCUCAUGGAACUUUUGCUUGCCCAACAGUCUUCAAGACUAUAGAUGUGAAUACGAUCCAGCACUGUGUCCACCAUAGUGGAACACCUGUUAGAAUUUCAUUGGGAUUGUGCAAUGACCACUGUGACCUUAUUCAACCAGAGACUUCUGAUUUUUUAAUACAUAACAUGACUGUCUGUUCUGGAUAUCUGUAUGCAAUGCUUCCAUUAUAUGCUAUGCAAUACAAACACUAAUAUUAUACUUUUUCUCCUGUAAUUCCAGAAAGCCAAGUACCUAAUGGACAGCAGUAAUAUCAUUGACUGGGCAAUUCAUGUUUCAAGUAUUAUUUUUGUAUCUUCUUUGUGUAAGCCACAUCUUUCCUUGGAUUUUUUCCAUUGGCAAUUUGGUGCAAUUGCAGUAUUUGCAUCGUGGGUUAAUUUUUUGAUUUAUCUUCAAAGGUAAGGUGUUAAUUUUUAACCGGAUAUCUAAUGUAUAAAACAUUGCAUACAGGAGGGUUAUUUAAAUGGUUCCCAGAUGUUUUUCCUGAAUAUAUAUGCCUCUUCAUGCUUUUGAGCAACCCAUGAAAACAUGUACCCUGUAAUAUAAAGCAUUGCAAUGCCAUAGAAGAAGGUGUCACACAUAAAAAGCAUGAAUUACCUAAAAAGAGAAUUGAAGUGUAUGGAAAACAGAACUGCUAAUUAUAGGCUGGAAUAACUGAUUUGGAAAAAUAAUAUAAACUUUCAUUACUUAUUACUAGUGUGGUAGAUAUUUGUUAGAUCAAAUGUGACCAGCCAUAUGUUUGUUAGAAAAUUGAAAACUUCCUUUAAGGAGAGUUUUAAUUCCUCUCAUGCAGAACCCAAUUAGCAGCAAAAGGUGGUCCUGGUUCAAACAGGAGCUUUGACUCUGUCUCUGGGGGGGCCUCCAAAAGCUGUCAGGGAGAAUAAAAAGUCUCCUUUCUCAACUAGCCUCCACUUCAGCACCUCAAAGGAACUUUAUGGUCAGCAAUUCUAUUGGUUGCAGAUCACUUUAAGAGCUCCCUCUCCGUACUGGCGCUUUACACUUCGUGUGAAGUCUUGAAUCUCUACAUAGCCAUGUUGCAACUCUCCCUGUUUGGAGUAAUUAUUGAGGCUCAGCUGGCAGUGGACACAGCACGCAAUGGAGAUAUUGAAACAUGAUAGACUAUCAUUUACCCAGUAUGUCUAUCUACAUUGUGCUACAUUGUAACUCAGGCCUUCUCAUCAUCUGAAACUAACUCACCAGAACAACUACAAAUACGCUUAUUGUGUUUGUACUGGUAAGUAUAAUCAGUCUCUCUAGGUUUUUUUGCUGUUAACACUGUUUCUUUUUUGAAAGAAAAGGCAGUGUUUUUUUUUGUAAAUUUAUUUUUUAUUGGAGUGUUUCGAGUAUUCAUGCAUGUCAAGUAUAUAUUUAGCAUAUCUCACGUCGCGCAGGAUCGUGAGCCCAAAUGCAUAUUGGUGAGAGUCGCCUUUGUUGCAGGAGUGAGACAUGACAACACAUACAAUAAUGGUGGUUCGCAUAUUUACCCUCUGGGCAAUAGCAGUAGGAGGUGUAUGUGAUUAACUCGGCACUCUGCAUUUCUUACGAACUGGGGAGGGUACGGGGAGUGCGUAUCCAGGGAUAAUCAACUUUGAAGUGAGAUAAUAAUGGUACCCUAAAGAUAGGGAGUGGAAGGGGGGGGAAACAAAAUAAGGUGGGGGGGUAUCUGCCUUUGGGUUUAGUGUGCCGUGGGCAAGCUCUGUUGAGGUUUAGUGUGCCCAACAAUGCUCCAUUGAGGUUGGGGUAUCGAGAUUCACAGUGUACAGGGCGUGUUAAGUGGCCACCGUGGUGGCUGAGUCCCACAUAUCCCAGGCUUCUUGCCAAAACAUGUUACCCACUUGUGUUCUCCUUAUCGCCCUUUCGAAUUUGCCUGUUUGCGUGACAUGUUCCGACAGCGCCGGAGUAGAGGUAGAUAGCCACCUUCAUGCUAGUAGCGUGAGUGCGGUUACCAGUAUGUGGAAGAUCAGAUAUGAAGUGUGUCUGACUUUUAUAUCUGGUAGUAUUAAUAGGAGGCAGCACUCUGGGGAGUUCGGCAGUUUCGUUCCGGUACAUGUUUCUAUUAAUGAGAGAGUUUGUGCCCAGUAAUGAGUUAAGCUAGGGCAGCGCCACCAAAUGUGCAACAUGGAGCCCCACUCAGCCUUGCAUCUCCAGCAAGUGUCAGAGUAAGUGGGAGAGAUUUUUGCGAGCCUCAUUGUCACCAUAUACCACCGGUACAUAAUUUUUCUUAAGAUUUCACUAAGGGCUGCGUUCAAUGUGUUGCCUUUAUGGGCUAGGAAUUCUCUGAACCACUGGGCAUCUGUUAUUUUGUGACAUAUCAAUCGGGAGAGUGUUUGUGUGCUAUGUCGGCUGUGUGGGGACACCCUCCAUUCAAGCUUUGCUAACCAGCUUUGUAGUUGGGAGUACGAGAAAUGGGCUGUUUUUGACAAUGUGAGGGUCUCACGUAAGGCCUGAAAAGGUAUCAAUUUAGUGUGGUUGCAUAGUUGAUGUAGGUAGUGUACUCCUGCUCGGGCCCAAAGUUGAAAAUUAAAGUCGGGGAUAAAACGAGCCACCAUGCGCAUAGGCGUAGCCAAGGAUAUCGGUGAGUAAUGGCACAGAUCGGUUUUGUGGCUGUCCCACACCUGUAUUAGGAUGGUUGUGGAAGGUAGCCUAUGCAACAGAGAUGGUCGGGAUGAUUUCGGAAGCCAGAACAUCUCGGCCGCACUAAGAGCAGCCCAAUGUUCCGCUAUGUGUACCCAUUGCGGCGGUUUUGGGCCCGCCAAGGCUAUGGCGACAUUGCUCAGGAUUGCUGCCAGGUAAUAAUGCUUAAUAUUCGGUAGUCCUAUGCCACCUUCAUUAAGGGGUGCUUGUAACAAUGGUGCUUUCACCCUAGGCCGCCUCCCGCUCCAGAUAAACCUAUUAAUCACAUUUUGUGCUGUGGUGAAUAAAGAUCCGGGGAUCUUUAGGGGUAGGGUUCUAAAGACAUAUUGUAGCUUAGGUAGGAUAGACAUCUUUAUGGCGGCCAUUCUGCCUGUCCAGGAUAUGAAUUUGCCUUGCCAUAACACCAUAAGGUCUGAGAUGAAUUUUAGAGUGAAUAGGUAGUUCGAAUGAUACAGGCGGGUCAGAUCUUUGGAAAAACUAUCCCUAGGUAAGUAAGUGAGUCAUGCCUUAAGUCAUAUGGGUAGUUCGCCUUAAGGAGUGUCUUCUGCUGACGCGGCAAGUGCAUUGUCAUGGCCUGGGCCUUAGAAAUAUUUAACUUGUAGUAGGAGCAUUUGCUAUAAGCGGUCAGGAGGUCGUGGAAUAUCGGCAAUGAAGUGUGGGGUUGUGUGACGGUGACUAGGACAUCGUCCGCAAACAUGUUGAGUUUAAACUGCUUCGUCCCUAAUUGUAUUACCCUGAUGUCCUAGUUGCUCUUAAUUAGUUCUGCCAGAGGCUUUAGGACCAAUAUGUAAAGCAGGGGGGACAAAGGGCAGCCUUGCCUGGUCCUGUUUGUUAUAGAGAAAGGGUCCGACAGGAAACCACCAUUAUAGACCCUAGCUGUGGGGGUGCUGUACAGGGCCUGAAAUGCUGCUAUAAACGUGGGCGGGGGGAGUUGUAUUUAUGCAAGGUCCUCCUCAGGCGAUCAAAUACUUUUUCCGUGCCUAGGGAGAGAAUCACACUGCCCUGGUUUUGCUUGUGUAUAGUGUAAAGUAAGUUUAGUGCUUUAUGCGUUCCGUCUGUACGUUGCCGGCCGCUGACGAAGCCGACCUGGUCGGAGUGGAUUAGACUGAGUAUAGUUUGAAGCCUGUUCGCGAACAGCUUGGCAAAGAUUUUGCAUCCACAUUGAGCAGGGGUAUUGGACGGAAAUUGGGGCAUUUAGUUGGUGGUUUACCAGGCUUAGGGAGGGUUGCUAUAUUGGCUGCCAAUCCUGGUAGGCUUUCUGAGCUUAAGGCGGAUUGGAAGAAGGCAGCCAUGUGUGGGACCAGGAUACGGGAGAAGCGUUUGUAAUAAAAAGUUUGGAUAGCCGUCCGGUCCAGGGGCUUUAUGUUGGGGGAGAUGUUUGAUGAUGCGUUCGAUUUCGUCCUGCCUGACAGGGACAUUGAGAGAGUCAAAUUGUGUUUGAGGGUAAAGACACUCAAUCUAGAAAGUAAUCUAUGUCGGUGCAUGACGGUUGGGGUAUGGAAGUGUCAGUUUUAAGGUUGUAUAGUCUGCCGUAAAAUUCAGCAAUUUUGUUACAGAUGUCUUGGGGCCGGAGUAUUUUCUGACCUGAAUCAGUUAGAAUAUAGAGGAUUGUCUGUCUUUAAGAGUGUCGGACAAAGCUCUGCUUGCUUUAUUAUUUAGGAAGUAAUGUUUGGAUCUUAAUUUUUGGAGUGUGUGAGUUGUUUUGAGAGGUUGUAUGUCAUUGGUUUGUUUGGUCAGGGCUCUUAUAGUCUUAUCCAGGUUGUCGGCCCGUGAUGCGUCUCUCAGGUUCCUGAGCAAAGUGAGUUUGUGGGUUUGGGAUUGCAUUUUGAGAAAGGAACCUUUGCUGAUGAGGCCUGCCAAAUGGAGGUGUAUGAUGUGUCUAGGGGGGUGUUACGUGCAAAGAAGUCACUUAAUUCUUCCUGUAAUGUGUCAGCGUAGGACGCGUCUUGGAGGAGCAAAUCGUUUAAGCACCAUGGGUUACUGCCUCUAAAUUGGAAGUCAUUGGCUAAAGUGAUGAAUAGGGGGGCGUGGUCAGACCAUAUGAUGUCGCCAUAUGAGCUUUGGUGUACAGCUUUUAGUAUAGUGCCCUGAAUGAGGCCUAUGUCAAUUCUGGAGUGGGAGACAUGCACCGCUGAAUAGUGGGAGUAUUGUCUAUUUGAGGGGUGGUAGGUCCUCCACAUAUCGUAGAAGUUGUGUCUACACAAUAGUUUUAUAAGAGCUUGACAGGCCACUUUCACUCUCCUCUUCCUGGGUGCCCUAAGUGGUGCAGAGGAGUCAAGCGUUGGGUCUAGUAUGUGGUUGAAGUCACCACAGAGCAGCAGGGUCCCUUUUUGUACGAGAGCCAUCUUGUUGAGGACAUGCUGUAUAAAACCGCGUUGUCCCGAGUUGGGAACAAAGAUAUUGAUUAGUGUAUAUAGCCUAUCAUUAAGUAGACAAACCAGUAUGAGGUACCUGCCUUGUGGUCGGUAAGUUUAAGAAGUAAUUCAAAGGCCACUGAUUUAUGGAUGAAUAUGGAAACUCCCCUUGCUUUAGAGAGAUAGGUGGCGUGGUGUUGGGUCGGAUAGUGGGCCAUACCAAAUGAGGGUAGUUUUGCUUUGGUAAAGUGCGUUUCCUGUAAAAACACUAUGUCUGCCUGUGCCUGCUUUGCUUUCUCAAGGAACAUGCGCCGCUUGUGAGGUGUAUUAAGACCUUUGACGUUAUGUGAGUAUAUUCUCAUAAAAUAGGAGGCAGGUGAAUGCUGAUUUUUUUCCAGUGGACAUGUCUAUAUAGGAGGAAGCAACUCUAUGUGGGACAAGAAUUCUUUGUGGUUGUGGGUGGGGUUGAUGGGUAAUACCUGUGUCGAGGCAGAGGCAGGGAAUUGCACAGAAACUGAACCUUAAGUAGCCUCGGGAGUUGGAGUGGGGGUGAUACCUUUCUCCACGAGGUGGAGGGACAGUGACCUGUGAGGUCUCUCAGCUGGAGUUGAGAUGGGAAAAGCCGCUUGGGACAUUGGUACAGUGGUUCCGUUGGGUAGGUGGCAUAUCGGGGAACCUGGUUAGUGCGUCUGAAUUGGGCAGGUGCGGGUACCAUAUGUAAGGUAGUCAGGGGGGCUUAUAAACUGAAAGAACAAAAGGAAAGUAUAUACAGCGAUACCCAUGUCAGUGGGUAUGUUGCGGAAAUGGAUUCCAUGGGGGGCAUGGAUGAUGGCCUAGAUAGGGUAUGCCGGAGCAAUAUGUCAAAUAACAUGAACAUUACAUCUACGGCUUAACUGUACAACAAAAACACAGCCUGUCGACCACAUUUAAGGCUAUUAAUGGUAACAAUAGUAUGAUGCCAAUAACAUGCGUGUACACACCUUGUGAAUUUCCUAGGCUUAGAACAGUAAACCUAUAAGGGAUCUUGUGUGUUGUUGUCCCUUAGCUGUUUUAAAAAAUAUAUUUUUUAUGAUUUCUGUGUGUUGUAGGGGCUAUAGCAGGGCAGGUGUGUGGGGCCUAUCUUUGGGGUCAUAGGCCGCAUGCCGUAAAGGCGACAUGUGUGCUCGUUGGGCAGCGGGGGGAUAGUAGUGUGUGCUAGGAACGGCAAUCAUAUGCAGAUAGACAUUGAUAGUUGUACUAGGCUAACUAUGUUUAAGAAAGAUAAUGCAAGUCUCUGAUACUGCUCACGCUUAAGCUUUGCGUUUCUCCGGUGCCCUCUGCCAGUCCGAUCUCAGCUUUCCAGGGUGGGACCUUGUCGGUGAAACAGAACCGGUCGAUAGGUUCCAUUGUUGGAGGAUCCGGAGGCCAUCCUCAGGGGACUUUGCGGUGGUGUAAGUCCCACUCCUGUUGAUCAGGAGCUUGGUAGGGAAACCCCAGCGGUACACAAUGUUGUUCUCGCAUAGGACCUUUGUCGCCGACUGGUAGGUCUUCCUGGCCCGGAGUGUGACAGUAGACAGAUCCAAAAAGAUCUUGACAGAGGGAUCAAUCUUCCAUUGCUGCUAGCUGUGCGUCAUAGGCCUCCAUCUUUGCUUCCAUUUGUUGCAAGGAGUCUGCCAUAUAGUUAUGGGCUUCCGCGUAUUCACUCAUGUUUCCCUCUGUGAGGUUCUAGUACCCAAGACCUGAAUAUCUUUACGCAGACUGUCCAUGCCUGUUUGCUAAGUGGUGAUGAGUUUGGCAGAUAGAACAUCCAGGGAGGAUUGAAACAUGCCGCGUGUCAGGGGGUCUAUCUCUGUGGCGGGUUCAGGAUCCUGUGUUGGGCUUGCGACAGCAGGCUCAUCGGCGCCAUCUUGGAUUUCUAGCAGAGUGGCGUUUUAUGCCGAUUUUCCGGUUUGUCUGCUCGGUCUUGCUGGCGUUUGGACUUGCUCUGAGACAUCAUGGAGCAGUGAGUCUUGCAAUUAGGUUUAGCCGUCAGAAAGCUAAUAUUCCAUGUCCCGUGUUGCAGAGCUCUCACAGAUGCAUCCGAUCAGCACAACUUCCCGAAAAGGCAGUGUUUACAUUACAGCCUAGGGAUUCCUCCAGUGGACACUCCUGAGAUUGCUACUAGAGUUCUGUCCUAGGACAGUGCUGCACAGUGUGACUGACAUUCAGUAUCUCCACCCUCUACAUUGAGACACUGAACUUUCCUCAUAGAGAUGCAUUGAUUUAAUGCAUCUCUAUGACAAGAUUCUGAUUGGCCAGGGCUGUGUUUGGUUUGUGCUGGCUCUGCCACUGACCUCCUUCACGGUCUCAGCCAAUUCAGUGCUUUCCUAUUGGAAAGCAUUGUGAUUGGCUCUGAUCAACACUUCUGUUAUAUUAAGAUUUUACUAUAUUUAGGAGGGCAAGUAAGAGGGGGGAAUAAGGGGGGCUAGAUGGUACUUUUAACACAAGGGCCAGGAAUACAUAUUUGUGUUCCUGACCCAAUAGUGUUCCUUUAUGUUCAAAGUCAACUUUAAACCGACUAUUAGUCUAAACAUUCUAUUAGUCAAUCGACCCCUUAGUACUACAUGUUUGUGUGAAAAAUAUGAAUUUGGUAAAUACACUAUAGUAAUAUUAUGAUGGUCACUGUUCAUUUUGAAUCAUGUCUGUAUUCUGGUUUGCUCUAAAUGUAUUCAUUCAUUGUAGUGAAUAAUAGGAAUUUAAUUCUCUUUUUAUCUACAGGUUUGAGAGCUAUGGAAUUUACAUUGUAAUGUUCUGGGAGAUAUUGAGAACACUCUUGCGAAUUGUUGUUUUGUUCUUUUUUCUACUUUUGGCAUUUGGACUUAGUUUUUAUGUCCUCCUCUAUCCUCAGGUCAGUUUACUGUAUGUAUAUCAGUUGUUUUAUUGUCAAUUUGUGGGUGUUAAAAGUAUAUAUAUUUCAGUUGAUCGUCAGUAAAGUAAGAGUUGAGGAAUUUUGUCCUCAAUUUUACUAUUGUUGGAUAAGCUUUUACAAUUCGUAAAUAUUUUUUGGAUAAUCGUUUAAAAUUACUGUUUUUUUUCAACAUAUUAAAAAAAUUUAAAAAAUAUUUUAUAUAUAUAUAAAAUAUCAAUACGUCAAAAAUAUCAAAAGUUACAAAUUUUUUAUAUUUUCAUAAUAUUAAAUUGUUUUAAAAGUUUAUCCAAAAAUAUUAAAUCAGUUCAAAAGCUCAUUCAAGAAUAUUAACUUGAGGCAUUUAUUAUCUGUAUUAAAACUUUGCAUAAUGAGAUUUUAAUGAGAUGAAUGGCUUUUAAUGAAAAUACAACCAUUAUUUAAUUAUAUUAACUUAUUAUGGUAAAACAUAUAAUUAAAAUACAUAAUCUAUACGGUGUAAAGGAUAUUAGAAAAACCAGUUUAUAUUAUAUUCACAUGGUGUCCAAUCAUGUAAGGGGGAACCAUAUAUCAUUCAUAAAUAUGACUGGAGGAAUAGACACUACUAUACUAUGACUACUAUGAUGUAUUAUGUCCAAAAUAAAAUGUUUUGUAAUUUGUUUUUUUAUGUUUUAUUUUUCUUUGUUUUUUAGACAACCUUCAGCACCCCUUACCUUUCACUGAUGCAGGCGUUUACCAUGAUGCUGGGAGAUAUCAACUAUCAAGAUGCUUUUCUUCAGCCUAUGCUUUCAGAGCAAAUUGCAUAUCCGAUCUUUACCUUUAUACAUGUCAUCAUAUUCACUCUGCUGAUUCCAAUCCUACUGAUGAAUUUGCUUGUAAGUUACACUGAGCUUGCUCAGCCACAAGACUACGUUCAUAAAGCAUUGCCACUGUCUGGUAUGAACAGACAAAUCAGACAAAUCAGGUUUUAUUUUUUCAGAAAAUAAUUUUUGUUAGGGAAACCAGAAUUUCAACAGAAUGCCAUUUUAGCUCGAAAUGAAAUCAUAAGAACAAAUAGGCACGAAAAUGCACCAAUCAGUGUUCUGCUAAAUAUUUACAUAGUAUAUAAAAUCAUAUAUGUUUUUGCAGUACACUGAUAGGAGCAUAAUUCCGUCAGUUGGGUCACAGAUCAAGUGAGAAAAAGUAACCAAUAGAGGGAUAAGCAGGAGGAGCAAUAAAUUAAAUUAUAAUAUUAUAUAUUUAUUAAAAAUAUAAUAUAUAAAUGCAGUUUUUUUUAAAUGCUCUUGUUUUUGUUUUUUUCCUCCGUUGAUCACUUCUCACUUGAUCUAUGAAUAACAUUUAACAUUUAGUGACUAGUUGUCAGUCAUCUUUUUUUCCCCCCCAAUCAAUCAUCUAUGUUUUGGUGCCACAUUUUGAAUUUAGAAUUACGAUCCCCAAACCGAACAGGUUUUGCAUUGUGCUGUGUGGUUGGCCUGUGACUUGGGUACAUUUUGGCUCAGAGUUCGGGAAUUUGGCCAAUCACCUGAUUUACCAAAUCACAUGAAAUGAAUCUCCAAGUCUACUAUUAGCCCAUUGUCAGAUUUCUCGUAAAAUUACAUAGUAAUGUUUUUUAUUAACACACUAUUAUGGCAGCUGUAAUUUUACAAGACCUGGGUAUCUAUAGUUAGCCCUGCUAUGAUCUAGUUCAUAGUAAUAUAGAAACUAGUUAUUUCCUUUCCUCCCUUGUAUGCCAAUGAUUAUACUCCUCCAUUUGCACCUUGCCUUGAUUUAUGUUUAUCUUCCUUGAGCUACAUCACAAUACCUGGGGGACACCAUUUUGUUUUCCUAUGACCACAAUAUCUGCAGUUUGCACUUCUGUGGGAAUUUUUUUAAUGAUGGGUUGUGGGUAAAUUAGUUUGGCAAAUUAAAAGAAGAAUUAAAAAAAACACUGUGUGCACGAUAACCAUUUAAUCUCAUUGAAUGGUUAUAAUUCUUGGUGUCCUGGCACUGUACCUCACUUCAGUGUUAAACCGUUUUCUAGAAGAUUAACCUGCGUGACUCUGACCAUGCCUCACCACUGGAUGUAUGGCCAAGGCAGAGAUUACGUGUUUCCUUAGUAACACCAGUUCAUGCCAGCAAUGUGUAGCUUCGAAAUCUGGAAAGUGAUCGGCUAAUACUCUCAGUCCAUUGCUGCCCAGGCUAAUGCAGCACAGAGUUGAUAGGCUGCUGGGGACUCUCAUUUAGGAUUAAAUGAUUAAACACAUUUUAAUAUUGAAUCGAGUGAUGAUGCCAGGAGACUCCAGACACUAUAACCACUCUUUAACCUCUGCAUAUUGUUAAAUAUUACACCACCACAGGAAAACGUAGUCCCUACUUUAUAUUAUGUAAAAAAAUAAAACAAAAAAAGCAAGGGGAGAAAGAGGGACCAAAAAGUGUUAAAUUAAAAGCAAAACCUGCAAAGCAAUAGUGCUGCUUUACUUACACUGUCAUGCAAAAAAAAGUACGUCAGAAGUUGCCAGUAUAUUGCAUAUAAUACAGCUUCCAGACUUUUGACUAUUGCUUUAAAUAAGUUUGUCCCACUCGUCUAAAAAAGAUCAGUCCCUUCUUAUAGUUUGUCACAUAUUAUACCUGCAGUAGAUGUGCAUCUUGUGAACUGAAAUCAUGUUUAAAGGGACACUAUAGUGACCAAAACCGGGCAGCAACACUGUAUUUUUAAAGUUUGUAUUCCUGACACUAUAGUGUUCCUUUAACUGAGCUGCAAAAACAAAUCUGAAAGUAACCCGCUUUUGUUGUGUGAAAUUGUAGAUUGGUCUGGCUGUUGGUGAUAUUGCAGAAGUACAACGCAAUGCAGCGCUGAAAAGGAUUGCAAUGCAGGUGAUUUAAUGUAAUUCAUAUAAUGAUUUCUGUCUGUUUGGGGUCGCAUCAUUGAAAAAGGUUAGUUAAUAAGAAUAACAUCACUAUAGUACAAUGUUAAAGGACACUGAACAAGAAUCCAUCGAGAUCUCAGAUUAUGAAGUAAAAGGAAAACUAUUUGUCCUCUUUACUCAAGAAUGCACUCAACAUAACUACAGUUGUUAUUAAAAUUAUUAAACCCCCAUUGAAAAUCAGAUUUAUUGUUAACAUUUACAGACUUUCAGCUGUUUGCAAUUAAAAUAGCUUUAAGUGCUUUCUAAAAAUUUUACUGAAAAUGCAACUUAUAAUGACUUUUUCAGUCUCAAAAUCAUUCAACCCCUCUCAUGGCAAGAAUCUUUAGUUCUUAGUAGAGCACCCUUCUGCCAUUAUGACCUGCUGCAAACAAGAUCCAUAGCCAGACACCAGCUUCUGGCAGUUUUCUUGAGGAAUCUUAGCCCAUUGCUCAUGCGCAAUGGCCUCCAUUUCAGUAAUAUUCUUGGGUUUCCGUGCUGCAACCGCCUUCUUCAAAUCCCACCAGAGAUUUUAUAUGGGGUUUAAGUCAUGUGACUCUGAUGGCCACUGUAGAAUUUUCCAGGACUUCUUCUGCAGCCAAGCCUUGGUAGAAUUUGAGGUAUGCUUGGGAUUAUUGUCUUGUUGGAAGAUCCAAUAAUGCCCAUGCUUCAGCUUCCUGACAGACGGCGUGACAUUUUCUACUAGUAUUUCCUGAUACUUCAAUGAAUCCAUCUUGCCUUCCACACACUGCAGGUUUCCAGUGUCAGAGGAUGCAAGGCAGCCCCAGAGAAUCACCGAGCCACCGACAUGCUUAACUGUAGGCAGAAUGUUCUUUUUAGGCAACACCUGUUUUGCAUAUUUGUGUUGCUGUGAGUGAUUCUAUUCAGGGGGUUGAAUAAUUUUGAGACCGGAGUUAUUAUAAGUUGCAUUUUCGGUUGAAUUUGGGGAAACCACUUAAAGCAUUUGUUGUGUUUUAGCUUUUUCAAUGGCUUUUGUUUGAUUUGUUAAUUGCAAACAGCUGAAAUUCUGUAAUUUUGACAAUAAAUCAGAUUUUAAAUGAGGGAUGAAUAAUAUUGAACUGUAAGUUGUAAAUGGACUGCAGAUCUGCAAAUUUCAAAGAAAAUACUUGAAUUGCUCCCAGUAUUGCUAUCCAGAUAAUUAAUCAAUGCAAUAUAUGAGUCAAUGUACUCAUCUGGUUCAGGGCUAACAAUGUAGAAGAGAAAUAGUCCAAAUGUUGCACAAAGAAUAGUUUUCUGAUGUUAAACAUAGGCAGUAGUUUGAGGUUAAAUAAUUGAGUAGGUGAAAUACUGCUCUCCUGCAACACAUUUAGUAAAUUAAAUAAUGUGAAUGAGGAAAUGAGAACUAAGUAUAGGUGUAGUAAGUAGACAUGUUAAAAAAUUAGGGAUAAGAACACACAAGAAGGAUUUGGAAAUUGUUAUAGACAACAAAUUAGGCAACAAUAUGCAAUGUCAAUUGGCAGUUGCUAAGGCCAGUAAGCUAUUGUCAUGUAUAAACAGGGGCAGGGCUGGUGCAAGGAUUUUUGGGUACAUAGGCGAAGAUGCAUUUUUCCGCCCUCCCGCUCCCCUCCUCUUAAAAUAACAUCUUCACCUAUGUGCUUCUUAACCAGCCCCUCUCUCCUCCCCGUCCAUUAGUGGACCCCUCCCUUCCCUGUCCCUUAGUGUUCCUCUCCCCUCUCCUCCCCUCCCCCCUCUUUUCCCUGUCCCUUGGUGUUUCUCGCCCCUCCCUGUCCCUUGGUGCACCCCUCACCCCCUUAGUGGUCACACUCCCCUUCCUGGUGUGCCUCCUACCUCUCUUGUAGCGUUGCCGAGCGGAGCAGAUCCUCUACAGGAGCUUCAGUUUUCUGUACCUGGCUGGACUGACAGGAAGUGCUCUCUCAGUGAGCACCUCCUAUCACUCUGGCACUGCUGUGCGGCUGUGUUCUAAUCAGAUGCGGCGAGGGAGCGCUAACCUCUCUUCUCUGCUCCCUCGUGGGCUGGGGUCCAGGAGGGAGCGCUUCCCUCCUGCCGGUCACUGAAAUCUUGCACCCCCAGAGCCGGUGCGCCCUAAGGCGGCCGCCUGUGCCGCCUUAUGGACGUGCCUGCCCUGUACAGGGGUAUAAUUCUCGAGAUGAAUGAUUGCCUCUUUAUAAAUCACUGGUAAGACCACAUCUUGAAUAUGCAGUGCAAUUUUGGGCACCUGUUCUAAAGAAGGUUAUUUGGCACUAGAAAAAGUGAAGAGGUGUGCUACUAAUACUUGCAAAAAUACACUAUACUGGGGUAUCAUUUUUAAUUAGUGGGGUAAUAGCUUCUUGAUCCAAGGAAAUAUCUGACCUAUAUUCUGGUGUCAAGAAAGUUCUUUUUCCCUUUUUUGUUGCAAGUUUGGAAGCACUUGAGACGGUGUUUGUUGCUUUCUUUUGAAUCAACAACAAAAACAAAUGUGAGAAAGGCUGAACUUGAUGGACGCAUGUUUCUUUUCAGCUUUGAUUGUCAUACAAAUCGAUUCCAAACUUUGGUUAGUUAUAAAUAAACCAAAUUCCCCCCCAAACAAAAUCCUUUAUUGGGUAUGGAAUGAAAGGAUUUUAAUUCGCACAAUUAUAAACUAGCUGAGUUUCGAAAUCAAUACGCUUCAAGAUCAGCAGGCAUUUUAUUCUGUUGAAUUACUUAAGACAAAUUUUUGCAUAUAUUAUUAUUCAUAAAACACCAACAUAUUCUGUAGCAUGUAAAAGCAGCAUAACAGCAAACAAUAUACAGAUAAAUAAAGUAGAAAUAAACAAUAGGUGAUUAAAGGCCCUGCUCAAACAUGCAUCACUGGGGCCCAUUUGUUUUUAAUUUAAACAUGAUUUACCAAACUAAUCUAUCUAAUGCAUAUAUAUUAGGUGAGCCUACAUACAAAUUUAGAGAAGAAGCUUCCAUACUGGUUCCUGAAGCGAGUGGAUCAGAUUACAAUGAUAGUGUACCCCAACAGACCAAGAAUCUGGGGAGUUGCAAUCAAUUCAGUAAGUACGAUCAUCUGUAUAUCCAUAUUGUCUUAAUUUGAUCACUGUUCGGUAACAAUAAGCAAAAAGUUGUAUCUUUAAAGUCAAACAAGGAGAGACGGUCAAAUAUCUAUAUAAAAUGUAAUGUGCCUUGCUUAUUUUAUCUAAUAUUGAUGCAAAAAGGAAUGCAUUUAACCCCUUAAGGACCAAACUUCUGGAAUAAAAGGUAAUCAUGACAUGUCACACAUGUCAUGUGUCCUUAAGGGGUUAAAGAUGCACUUUAAGCACAAUAACCAUUACAGCCCAUCAUAGUUUUUUUAAUGGUAGUAGUCCACUGGUGUCAUUCUUAUGGUUCAGCAUCAAAUCCUUUUCAUGAAGUUUGGCAAAAAAGAGGGUUCCCCAGGCCACCACGGCCAGGCUCCUCACUUGCCAUAUUACUAAUAUAGAAUAUAAACCAGCCAGGUCAUAGAAACAUAGAAACAUAGAAUGUGACGGCAGAUAAGAACCAUUCGGCCGAUCUAGUCUGCCCAAUUUUCUAAAUACUUUCAUUAUGUUGGAAAGCAGUGGAAGGCUGAGAAUGUCAUCAGUCAAUGAGAUAGAUGUAAUUAAAAAUGCCACAGUUUGUUUUAUGGUAAUAUAUUCUGACACAUUUAUUGUGUAACUUUCAAAACCAAAGCUAGAUUUUGAAUCAAGGAAGCCUAGCUGAGUGUAAGCUGAAUUAAAUAGCGGCACCUUCAUAAGUAAUUGUACAAAUAUAUAGUCAUAUAUUCUUACUGUAAAGAAGGUAGUAUGGAGGGCACAUAGAACUGAGGAAUGUAAAAACAUAAACCAAUCCAUUGGCACAUGUCUCUGUUGAUGGCAGUUAUAUUAUCCAAUGUUCUGUGUCCCGAACAUUGGAAGCUGGGAAGCUUUAGUCUGGUGAGUGAGGCCCGUAUGCAUUCAUCUUUGCAUGUCUAAACAUUAUACAUAUGUCUUCUUCUUGUAGAAUACAAUAGGCUACAUGUAGAAAAUAAAUAAAUUGAGGUACAUUGAGUGUUUUGAAUAUCGAAUAAACAUUGAUAUUUGUAUUUGUUUUCUUGCAGCCCAUACUUGGUUAUUUUUUGCGAUGUGAUGGCUUUAAAGCCGAAAUGCCAAGUGUUGACCUAACAAUGGAAUUGGAACUUUGGAAGCAAAAAAACAGGUGUGUAUUUGGUCUCUCUUUCUGUAUUUAUUUUGAUGUCGUUUUUUUUUCUUUUUUCUUACUAGCAGUGUUAUUUACUAACAUCAUUUAGGGUUGAAGUAGCUGAAAUGGAAAAAAAAUUCUAAGUCAGCUAUGGUUCCAGAUGGGCUACUUUGGCUUUACAUUUGAAAUUCACUUUGAAUUCUCAUUUUAGUAAAUUACCCUGUAAGUUAAUAUUAAAAUAAUUUUGAAACAGUUGAAACCAUUCAGCAAGUUCAAAGAUGCACUAUAUCUACAACUCAGCUCAGCUCUGCUCAUUGCCCAUUUUACCUUAAUCUGGCCAUUUUAUUUAUUUAUUUAUUUUUGUGCAUUUUUGGAGAAGCAGAGUAAUUUAAUUCCACUCAUCUGAUUUUCAGUUUGGUCCAAUAUUUGGAUUUUAUUUCACUACUUUUUCUGAACACCUCAUAUUCAAGCCAAGAUUAUGUAAUAACUCAUCGUUUGGGAAUAAACCCAUGGUAAUAUUGUUUUGCUCUUCAACAAGAUGUUGGUAGUGCAGCUGGUAUUUUAUAACAAAGCGAAAUAUUUAGUAAUACAUACAGAGCAAUUACUCCACAGAUAAAGUACAAACUAUUUAUAUAAAAGCUGAAUAUAGUCAGUGUGAUGGUAGGUAGUAAAUUUAUAUAGGAUAAAGUAAAGAGACACUUCAUGCAACAUACCCUCAACAGUCUGUCCUGUUGUCCCAUGGUGAGAUGUCAUACUAUUUUUGCCCAUUUGACAGCCUACCUGUGUCAUACCUAUGACAUCACUCCCUGAAUUUGAUCUUCCCCAGCUGUAAAAUUCACUUUGGUGUAUAGUGCAUAGAAGGGCCAUGCAAGAUGUGCCCAUGGGCUGAGAACAGCAUCAACUGAGUGCUCUAAGCCAAUGAGUAUGGCCCUUCUUCUUUGCAAAGUCCUGCACUGGCUAAAAUGGUUGAUUUGUCAAUUACUUGAUAUCUUGACGUGGGUGGUGCAAUGGUACUCCUGGUAUUAAACCCACUGCAUCAAGUUGUAGUGAAUAUAGUGAUUGGAGUGUUCCUUUAAGCAUACAUCCAAGUUAAUUGAAUAAAAUGUUUUCAAUAUAGCACUCCAUGUAGCAUGUUUUUACACUUGUUAAAUGUGUACUUUGCCGUGUUUUUUACCUGACUGUAAUAAUAUGUUUGUAGGCUGAAGGAUGUGUCCACCAUCAUGCAGAAACAGCAUGAACUCAUUAAGCUGAUAAUACAGAAAAUGGAAAUUGUAUCAGAGGCUGAAGAUGAAGAUAAUCAUGAUCUCUUUCAAAGCAAAUGCACAAAGAAACAGAAACUUGACCGCAAAGAAAGCAAAUGGGAUUGUGUGGUAAAAGCUGUAAAAUAUAAAGGUGUUUGAUUUACAGAAGCUGCUUGGCAGUGUGUGUGAGUCUUGUAAAAUAUUAAUAUGCUGGGUUACUAAUUGCAUCUCAUCUAUUUUCCUGAUUUUGUUGCAUUACUGCAAUAUUCUGCAGAGAAUACACAGCUUUCGUAAAGGGAAAAAUGACGAAUAUGCUAGUUGCUCUGCCACUGUGAACAUAAAUGUUGUGAAAACAAAUAUAUAUGAAACUGACCCUACCUUACCAGAAUAUACUGCAGUCACAAGAAGGAUUCUCAGGAUGCUGUGGAAGCCAUGUAGUUCUGGUGCUAGAUCUCACGUCAGGAGUCCUUCCACGAGGCUGCUGCAUAAAAUAACAAAUAAAGUAUUUUUAAAUAUGAUUUUUCACUACAGCUUGUUGAAAAAGAAACUGCAAUGAAUGAAUAAAGUCAUCCCCCCGCCCCCGCACCUCCUGUGCGACAUUCAAAGGGUUAAAUCCUAUAAACACUUACCUGAUUCCAGCGCUGAGGUCCCUCCGACGUCAGCCCGAUGGGGAACCAAAUGGGCAUACACGACAAGCUCCUCACGCACGUUAUGCCAUCCUCAUAGCAAAGCAUUGAAUUAAUGGGGUUUGCAAGACCCUGGUCAUCCUCAUGCAAAGCCACUAGAGGCAGUCUUAACCUUGUAUUGUAAACAUUGGAGUUUCUCUAAAACUGCAAUGUUUUCCGCUAUCAGGUUAAGGGGGCAGGGACAUUGCACCCAGGCCACUUCAAUGAGCUGAAGUGGUUUUGGUGCCUACAGUGUCCCUUUAAAAUUUGUAGUGGCCUCUUUAAAGAUGGUUACCCAUAUAUGUCCCACUUGGAAUGUAACUUCUCUUAUGUUAUUUGUUGGCUCGCCUGUGGGUGAAGAUCAAAGUAUUUAAGAAGCAGCUUUGCUUUCUUGAAUAAUUUCUGUAUUCACUCUGUCUUCUGCGUGUUCGACUAAACUGGUUGAUCUUUAUUCCAAAACAUAAAGUUUCCAGUUAGUCUCUCUUCUCAUGAUCUGAAAUCUCUACAUUCACUCCCAGUAUAUUCCAUACUGUCUCUUUGUAACACUUUGUAAAGCCUUACCUCCUUGACAAACAAAGAUUGUAAUUUUUAAUUAUGUUUUCAAUAUAAAAGUUUAAAUGUAAUGAAUACUUUUUUCAGUGCGUCUCUGGUGUACCCUUGUUCUCUAUGGUGGCCAUCUUUAUAUCCUCAUUGGUCUAGUCUAUGUGACCAAAAACUAUACAUUUAAUUAGCAGCCGGUGUGCGUUCACAAAUACUGACAUUGUGCGCAAGGGCCAUGCACCUCAAAAAUGCACUCUAAGACAGUUUAAUUUCUUCAAAUGGUCCAUAGUGCAUAGACAGUCAUCUGCAUGGAGCAAAGGUAAGCCAAAGAGUGCACUGAAAAGCGAUAAUAAUUGCUGUGGUCGGCAUAGAUCUCUACAAAAUAUGAAAUCACACUGUAUUACAUGUAAUCUUUUAUUUUUAAUAAUAAUGAGAAACGAUAAUAAUCUACUUUCAUUUAUGUUGCUCUAAUAUCAGUUACGGAUUAUUGUUUGCUCACUUUGUGGGUUAACAUUUUUCUUAAGUUAUCCUUAUUAUAUUUUCCGUAAAUAAAUGUAUAUUUCGUUUGUUAUUGUCACAUGAGUGUUUUCUUACUCUAGUGCAGUAUCAUAAGAACUCUGAUUUAUGUAGUUCAAAUCAAUGCUAUCAAUCUGUUUAGAGACAUCUUGCAUACUAAUAUUUAUAGUGAAAUGUGAAAUAAAUGCAAAGCAUUUUGUUAAUACAUGUUUAUAUAUCACUAAUAUAACUAAAUGGGGUAACCCUAUUAUUAUUUAUCUUGUACAGAACAAACUUACUCAAGGAAUAAAAUAAUUGUGAUGAAAAACAGUGUCAAAUACAAAUAAAUUCAUUUCUG